Molecule: messenger RNA, 77686 nt
Organism: Pelobates cultripes (western spadefoot toad)
Lineage: Eukaryota; Metazoa; Chordata; Amphibia; Anura; Pelobatidae
Source: the annotation of a GenBank genome assembly
CUUGUCAAUGUAUAUGUGAGGGUGGAAUUAUCAGCAGAGCCUUCGCCAUCUGUUUCUUUUGCAGCCAUGUUGAGCUGUUUCUACGGGUUGUGGGAGGAGAGAAAAUUUAGAAGAGGGGAGAGAGAGAUGGAGGAUGGGGUGGGAGACAUCAGCCACAGCACAAAACAAGGGACAAUAACACUGAGGAAGACAGAGGGGGCUUUCAAAUAAAAAUCUUAGAGGGAACCAGAAGCUGCCUUGUGUCCAGCCAGCAUCCUCCAGAACAGUGUGGCCCUAUACUGACAUCUAGGCUCUGCUCUCACUGGUAGGUGACAAGUUUCAGGCUGCUAUUGGGUGACGAUGAUUUUGUGGUCCUGCUGCUCUCUUUUGGAAAUCGGAUCUCCCACACACCCUUUGAUUUCAUUCAUCUUUUUCUGUUCUAUGGCUAGGAUUACAGAAACUGGGCUGGGUGACAUCAGAUGUCAUAAGAGGGUGGGGGGCUUCCUCUGCCCACUUCCAUGUUCAUCAUCUCGUUCUACCCACCGCCUACUCCACAAUACUCAGUCCACUUCUCAAGGUCUGUAAAUACGAGCCAGUAUGACUGUAUAGUGGCCAUGUUUGUAUUGCAUUCUCUGUGCUACAUUGUAUUUCUGUAGAAGCAUGGAAUCAGCGCAUAGUUCCAUCACCUGCUAUCAGCUGCGCAACAUUCUAUUUAUGCUAUAGCUCACCCAGUGUGAGCACUUAUUUGUAAAUCAUGCGAUCAUUUUUCUCUGCUCAACAUUUUAACCCUUUGAGAACCAUCGCUAAGGAUUUGCUCACUGUACUUUCACUCAUUAGGUUAAUUAAGGCAAUGUGCUUCUCAUAGCACACCAUGCUGUAAGGGGUUAAAUACUAGCCCUCAGCAGUGUGUUUAAGCAGGCCUGGCAGCGGAUUCUCCCCUACCCCUCCUUAGCAAGGCUCAUUAUUGAGCAUUAUUCUGCGUGUACGCGAUGGGCUGUGCAGGCAGCAGGUGCUCAGACAGGAAGGGACGGGCUUAGCUCUGUAGAACUCACUGAUUCCUCUCCCUGCUGCUGCUGCUACUGCUACUGCAACUGCACAUCAAGAACCAACAGCUGCAACCCUGGGGUCUGGCUGCCUGCAACGUUAUUAUUUUUUAUAUUAUUAUAUCCAGAUCCAGACACAUGCUGCCCCUUCCUUUACAGCAGGCAGAUCACAACAUCACAGACACUGACUGGAUAGGUAAGCCAACAUGGUGAUAUUGCUCUGUCUAUUCCAUGGAAAUGGAUGCCCAUGCAGAUCAUAUAUAUGUGUAUACACAGCCACACACAAUAUACAUAUAUUAAUAUGCAAGCCCGGGCUUAUUUAACAAAUAAUGGAUAUUCUUUAAACAAGGGUGGAGUAGAAAAGGCUAUUUUAAUGGUCUUCAGUCAUUAAAUGAUUUGUAUCCCCCACUAAGCUUGUUGCAUUUCACCUAGUUCCAUCUUGGUUCUAUGGCAACCGAAUACGAUGAGUGGGGUCUAUGAAGGUCAUAACUCGUAUUUAUUUGCCCCUGGGGUGAUGCAUUUCAAAGCCUUACUUCUACACGAUUGAGGGUAAACGGUGUUAUUGAUGGGAGUCUUGCGAAUUGAUCCAGUAAUUAUAUUACCGAUUUUUACAAACAAAUGUGUUGGUUAUUAUAGAUUAUAUCCUCACAGAAAUCCUCAAAUAAGAGUUGAAUACAAUCUACGAGAUAACAUCAAAACAUGGAAAAGUGGAUUGAUAUGGUGGGUGUACAGUGAGGCAUAUAAAAUGUUAUAGAAGACUGUUAUAUAUUUGUAUAAAUGCAUUAUAUUUCGUUUUUUUUGCUGAAAUGAUACCUAUUAUUCAUGUAGGGAAAAAACAGCCAGUGUGUGGUUUUAAUUAAUUGUGAUACACUAAUUUAGGAGGAAUGGUUUUGCUCUCGUAGUUAGUGAUGAGCUGUAAUAUGCAGGGGAAUGGCCUAGUGCUGCAAUGUGAUGACUUGUGAUGAGCUGAAAAAUACACAAUAAGUUCUGGUGCUGCAUUUCUUGUUAUGAGAUGUUUGUUUCUGCACCACAGUGAUGCCCUGAGAUAUGUAUGAGAGUACUGCUUUUGCACCCCAUGUUUUUAGCUGAAGUAUUCAAGAAAGAGACCAUUUAUUUCUCCCUAUUUAAGCUGUAUAGAGGCCAGGCCCUGCUCCUCAUUUAAGCUGUAUAGAAGCCUGGUACUGCUCCCCAUUUAAGCUGUAUAGAGACCUGGUACUGUUUCCCAUUUAAGCUGUAUAUUGGCCUGGUACUGAACCCCAUUUAAGCUGUAUGGAGACCUGGUAUUGAUCCCCAUUUAAGCUGUAUAUUGGCCUGGUACUGAACCCCAUUUAAGCUGUAUGGAGACCUGGUACUGAUCCCCAUUUAAGCUGUAUAGAGACCUGGUACUGCUCCCCAUUUAAGCUGCAUAUUGGGCUGGUACUGAUCCCCAUUUAAGCUGUAUGGAGACCUGGUACUGAUCCCCAUUUAAGCUUUUUAGAGACCUGGUACUGCUCCCCAUUUAAGUUGUAUAGAGACCUGGUACUGUUUACCAAUUAAGCUGUGUAGAGACCUGGUACUGCUCCCCAUUUAAGCUUUAUAGAGACUUAGUACUGCUCCCCAAUUAAGCUGUAUAGAUGGCUAUGUGCUAUCUGUUGAAAAGCAAAAUACAAUAUAUGUUCUUGCGCUGUAUUUGUGAUGAGUUAAGGUAUGCAGUUAAAGUGCUGGUGCUCACCUCCCUGCUGUGUACUGUGAUAUGCCAAAAAGGGCAGGGUGUUGCACUUUUUAUGAAAUAAUGUAUGCUGGAGAGAUGCAUAUUGUAGCACAGUGAGAAAAUUAGAGAAAUAAAUUAGUUUUCUGUUAUGUAUUUUUUUUUAAAUCAGAGUAGCAUGAGGAAGGUGUGAUGCUGCACUUCAUGUGAUGAAAUGAGCUGUGCAGAGGCUUCAGGCCUAGGCCUAGGCCUGGAUUUUACUUCAUCACUGGGGUAAAAACAACUUAUUGCCAGAUGCUUACCUAUUUUAUAGCUGAAAUUAACCACCCUGCAAUGUACUUCCCUAGAAACAUACAAGAAAAAAAAAAAUAGAAAUCUGUUCAUGGUCUAACACCAAUUAACACCUAGUCUUGCAUCUUUUAAGAAGUUCCUUAAAAUCCAUCUCUUUAGGAAAGCUUAUGGCCUCCCAGAGUAACCUCUACCUCACAUACCUGACUCUUGCGCUCUCUUAAAGGGCAGCACUUUACUCUCUCCUCCAGCUCUGCUUCACUCCCACCUUAUUUGAUUGUGAAUCCCUGUCCUAUUGUGUUUUAUACCCCACUUCCUAGAGACUGUAAGCUUGUUUGAGCAGGGCCAUCUUUAACCUAUUGUUCCUGUAAGUUUUCUUGUAAUUGUCCAAUUUAUAGUGAAAUCCCCCCUCUCAUUUAUUGUAAAGCGCUACGGAAUCUGUUGGCGCUAUAUAAAUGGCAAUAAUAAUAAUAAUAAACUAACAAGUAUAUAUUGUGAACGAAUAUAUGUCACCACUUUAUGAUUAAACCUGCCCUCAAUUCCCUAGCAGUCAUGAAAAAACACUCCAAGCAACCUCACUUAUUUUAGGUUCAAUGUGCACUUUAGGCUACAGUUGUGGUGGAUAUUUUGUAUUCUUUUUGCAAGUUUUGAUAAGCCCACCCAAUUCUGCUUUUCCCUGAAAACUUGUAAUGUGAUUUUACUCUAAUAAAACUGCUGUACAUGACAUCAUGAUAUUGGGUUCUGGUAGUUGUAGUUCAGCAUUUAAGGUUUGAAGUAGAAUGUGGACAACUGAACUACAGUGUCCAAGAUAUCCGUACUGUGCCCAUACACUACUAAUUGGAUAACCUCAGCAAUGCUAUAUACUAGAUAGUUUAAUGAGUAUAUGUUUGGCUGAGUAAUGUCCUGCUCUGAAAAGAACGGCAAAGCCGGAAUAUGUGGAGCAAAUGUAAGAACUUCAAAUGUUGGGCUAUAUUUUAUUAUAAUUUAAUGUUUUACAAAUUUUUUGUAAAUGAUCUAAUCAAUUAAAAAAGCAUGGGCUGACUUCAACAGAAGUGCCCCUUUAACCCCUUAAGGACACAUCACAUGUGUGACAUGUCAUGAUUCCCUUUUAUUCCAGAAGUUUGGUCCUUAAGGGGUUAAAGUGGCACAGUCACUUUAUAUCGUUUGAUUUUCCAUUUCUCAUGCCCCUUGUAUUUUAAAGAUCAUACUCCACACUUGUCCACUUGCUUUUGUUUAUAUUUAUUAUCUUUUCUUCCUUGUGAUGGAUCUCAAUAUCUGAGUGCUGCCAUUUUAUUCUCCUCUGUCCAUGAUGUUUGAGGUUUACCCUUCUUUUGGUUUAUUUUGACCAACAGACUGUAGGAAAAUUAGCUUAGCAACUGAAAUGUAAAGUAAAAUGAGAAAAUCUCAUCCCUACCUUUAGUAUAUGACAGGAUCCUUCAGCCAUAUAAAUACACCUUGGGUCAAACAGUGUUUGAAAAUCAGUAGAUAGUCUCUAUGAUCUUCCCUGCUUCACUCCAUGCACAGUGCAGUGACAUCAUCAGACUGACUACCUGUCAAAUUUAAACACAUUCAUCAUGGCUGGAUGAGAAGUCUAGAAACCCAAGUACUGGUGGCUCUACCAGACAGAAUAUUAGUAUCUCGGCUAUCCAUUGAUGCUUGUCUGUCCAUAUGAUAGGCUUCUCCAAAGACACUCCUUUACUCUUUACUUUAGUGUGUCUGGCUGUAAUAUUCUUCCAACUUUAUUUGUCUAUCUCAGUUGUCCCUUUCAGCAAGUCACAAAGCAAACCAGUAUUUCUUGAGAAAUCUUUGAUGUAUUGUUGGUAGUAUCUUAAUAGACCGAGAGUUGUUCAUAACUAUCCAACAGUGCAUGGAUGUUUUUCUAUCAUAGCUCUUACUGCAACCAUAUCAGCAGGAUCCAUCUUACUUCCUUCGGGGGAGACAAUCCUUCCCAGGUAACACACUUCACAUUUAAACAUCUCACACUUAUUGGGUUUUAAUUUGGUUACCAUACCUUCUUAAAUGUUGCAACACCUUUCUUACAUCAUUGACGUGGUCUCCAAAGGACUUACUAAACACUAAUGUAUCACCGAGGUAUGGGAUGCAAACAUUAUUUUUGAGAUCUUCCAGGCACUCUUCCAUGCAAAGUUGAAAGUCUGCAGUUGCAUCAAUCAACCCAGAGGGAACAAAUCCAUUUGUAUGACCCUCAUGGCAUUACAUAGGUUGUCAAAUGUCUACUCUCUACUCUCUUUGAAACCCUGAUGAUAUGCUUUUCCCUGAUCGAGUAAAGAUAACCAAGAGUUUUCUCCAAGACUGUUCAUAAUAACUUGUACAAGAGGAAUGGGCCGCCAAUCUGUUCCUGUUCAGUUCCCUGUAGUCAGUGCACAAACGUAAGCUACCAUCCUUUAUACGAACAUAUACCAUGGCUGAGGUAUAAGGUGAGUUUGACUUUUGCACCCAUCUUUGUGCAAUGAGAUCAUGCAGUUAAUCCUUAUUUCCUUGUAAAGGGUUAGUGUCUUUCAGUGAAACAGACAACUGCAUUUAUCUAUACAACUAAUGUCAUCAUCAGGUUUGGAGAAUGAAGUGGUUUCCUCUUCCAGCAUUCGUUAUACAGUUUGUUUUUCAGACUCACAUAUGCCUUGUUUCCACUAAGCGGUAUGGUUCAGGUCAGUACGGUUCGGAAGGGUUAGAAUGAUGCAGCCUAUUCAGGUGAGCAUUUCCACUGCAAGUCGGACCGCCGGGGGCAUGCGGGGUUUAGACCAAACGCCUAGCAUGUCAUUUGUCAUGAGCAUUGACAUUUUCCUGUCCGCCAAUCAAUGGAUUGUAUAGUGUGACGCCGGUAGUUCCGCCCUAACCGUACCAUACCAUUUCCUAUAGACCUACAUUUGAAGGGGGCCCAGGAAUGGUGUGGUUUGGUUCAGUUGUAUGGGCCACUUUCACAAUGGAAACACUCAAAAUAGCGUACCAGACUGUACCGUCCCGAACUGUACCGCUCAGUGGAAACGGGUCAUAAGAUGGCUCAAUUUCACUUCAAUUUUAAUAAAAUAUAGCCCAACAUUUGAAGUUCACUGGUGGAUUCCAAACUGUGUCUGAAGCUUGAUUGAUUUCAUUUGUAACUUGAGGGAACUUUACAGAUAUUAAGCAUGGUUCCUCAAAAAGUGUAGUUGGAGACACAGCAUCUAUUGGGUGCACUGUGCUUAUGACCGUCUUCCGUCUUGCUUGUAAUAUUACAAUCAUGGGGAAAAAAGAAAGAAAGUACACCAUACAAAUGCAGUACAUGUAGGUUUGUGUGGUUUAAUUGUUUUAGGUGACGCAGAAUUUACGUAAGUGUUUAAAUACUGUGUGCACUAGUUUUUGGUUUACCAGUGGCCUGCAUGGCAUUCUUUUGAGCAAUACAGUGUUUGCUGUCACGUUGCAACUAGAGGUCAACAUUUCUGCUGCCACAAUAUACACAGCUUUGAGGGGACAUUUUUUGGGAAACUAGUGACUUCCUGUCCCAUGGUUGUGACCCCAUUUUGUUUCAAGGGCUGUCUCUGUAUGUUGUUGCCACUCGCUUUCUACUGCCAACUACGAAAUGAUAACCGCUGCCACAUCUAUAACAAUGAGUACAGUACACAUCCAAGCCACUUUGCUGGGAUCCGAGGCAUUUCCUUACACUAUUUAAAGAAGGAUGAUAGCAUUGUGCUGUUAGCCAUUGCUGCCAUUGAACUGUCUCCGCUCUUUUGUCAGAGGACCGCCAAUAACUUUGAAUUUCACAUGUUUGACUCGCAAGUCACAAUAUUGAGUCCUCUUUUCACACUAUAUCAUUUAUGCAUAUUAAUCCCCUACUCCCAAAAAUUCCUCAGUCAACAUCAGACAUGAAAAUGUCAAGAGUGUAAGAGAGUGGUUAGAUUGGUAGCCCUGUGGUGCUUACCAAUGUUUAAAUGGGGCAGGGUGUAUGUGGGGUAGGGCAGAUGUUCUUGGUUUGGAGGGCAUAUCGGUUAUAUGGUGAGAAAAAAAAUUGGGUAUGUCCAAUAGGUAUGUCUAGGUCUAAGUCGGAGUAGUGUGGCAGGACCUCUGGUCUCCCGAUGUCUGUCAUUUAGGUCGUCACAUCCAAACAGGAAACAUUCCAGCCAUGGAGUCCAGGUGAGGAUACACUUGUCAGAGUGGCCUUUGAGGGCUGCAGUCAUUGAUUCCAUACUAUAUAACUCCUCUACUCUGGAGACCCAUUGCUGGAGGGUUGGCAUCCCCGAUAGUUUCCACUUAGUGGGAUUUAGGGUUUUAGCAACAUCCAGUAGGUGUUUAGUCAGGGAUUUCUUAUAUGUGGAUUACUUGUGUGGGUUGUUAAAAAAUAUAUAUUUUACCCUUGGUUCAUCCUGGUUUUUGGCUUUUUCUGUCUCUACUUUUAUUUAGGGAUUUAGGGUGUGCAGACAUUCUAUUUUUUGUUCAGUUAUUUAGAGCUGAUCCACUUUUUGUUUUUGUUUAAACAGGUUUUUUUACUUAAAUCUAGGCAACGGACAAAAAAGCUUUGUGGGGUCUUUUUGCUGCUAGCUUUAAUGCAAGCAUAGUCCUUCAGUAGAGAGUGGUCUGCCUUGCAUUGCAGUGAAAGAUGCAGAAGGGACAUGCCAAUGGUUUUGAUACUAUAGUCAAGCCCCUGCUCACAAACGACACAAUGUCACAUUAUUUGUAUUAGUGCAUGUUUAGUCCAAUCCCAAAAGACCCUUUUUGUUUAACUGGUUGUAUAAGGUAUAACUUUCCUUGGUGCAGCAAGCCUAAGUCUUCUUACAUUCUUUAGCAGACUGGUAGAAAAGCACAGAUUUAUAAAUGCAUACAUGGAGUAAGCAUAUAUCGCUGAAGCAGUGUGUUUUACAAAUAGUUUUAUGACUCAAAAUAUCAAAUGUUGUUUAGAAGCGAAGUUCUACAUGUAAUGAAAUCCUCUAUUCAGAAUGAGCUAGGAUAAAAAUUAAAGUGUUACUCUAAACAUUUUAAUAAUUUUUGAAAAACCUAAUUUUUUACUUUACAAUGCCCUGGUGGGCAUUAUUCAUUAUGUCCCUUACUCAUAAAAAAGCAUUUCACAGGACUGGUUCACUGGCUCAGGGCUCUGUGUGCACUCUCAGCCUGGUAAAGAGGGAGAGAAAGAUGGGGUGGACGGAGAGGAGUUAAAAGAAAAAAAAAUCUAAUAAUUUUCACUUGCGAAAGGAUACACUGAAGCAUCCUAUUGCAUGUGCACUGCCUACAAGGGAGAGCUCAUAACAUCUGUUACCAGCACGCUGUAUGCUCUGACAUCAUUUUUGCACAGAAUUGACUUUAGAUAAUCCAGAACGGAGUUCCAGACUGCCUAACACACAAAUAGUCCCAAGUGCAAAAGUGCAAAUUUCUCUGGAUUUGCAACAUUUCAAGUAAAAACACCACACCACCAUGACCAAUUCUAAAAGCAGAAGUGGUCAUAGGGGGUUGGAGUAAGUUACCCUUUAUUAAUAUUUCAUUUAGGGUUAAGCAGUUGUCUGCAUAUUUAACACUUAUCAUGGAAUGUAUUGUGAACAUUAAAAAUAUACAAACGAACAUCCAAACAGGAUAAACCAUUAGAAAAAAAAACUAUUAACUUAUAUUAGCGUUUUUCUUUUUAAACACUGCCUUUUUUUUUAGAGAAAAGGCAGUGUUUACAUUGAUGCCUAGUCAUACUUCUUGUUGCAGUCACUCAGACAGCCACUAGAAGUGCUUCAUAUCUCAGCGCUGCACAAUGUGAAGCACCUACAUUCAGCAUCUCCACAUUUUGCAUAGAGAUGCUGAACGUUCCCUAUAGAGAUGCAUUGAUUCAGUGCAUCUCUAUGUAGAGAUGCUGAUUGGCACAGCGUAGCAUUUUGCUGUGCAUACUCAAUAGCCUCCCAAUGCAUUCCUAUGGAAAAACAUUGGAUUGGCUAAAAUAAUCAAGAUUGAAGACACAUUUUCAGUGUGAUUGGUCAAGAAAACAGAAACUUCAGGACUAUUGUGUGAGGAAUACAUGUUUGUAAAGUGUGCCUUUUGAUCUUUCUUAAUUUUCUGAUUAACUGUGGACAGCCUGUGAACAUCUCGCAUUCAACAGAAUUCAGUUAAUCCAUAUUGCUCUUUAGAAAAUUAUUAUUAUUUUUUUAACACUAAUUCAUAGCAUAUACUGACAAUAACGCCUCACAGAAGCAGAAAUCAAGCACAAAUAGGCCAUAGGAAGCAUAUUGAGCAAAUGCAGAAUCCAUCUGGGAAAAAGUCUUGGGAUAAUCCCAGAUGGUAGAAUAAUGGUGAAAAAUAAAUGCAGAAUUAAACAAAACAAAAGAAGUCCCUUUUAGAAAUAUUUUAGAACUCUUUAAUAGAUAUGAACAGAUUACAGAUUAAAAAUAAAAGACAAUCCCCAGAGAUUAUUUUAGAUAUAUCCAGAUAUGAUGCAUCUCCAUCUUGUAUUAGCAUUUAUGCUCCUCAGGGCAAUUGGACUCAUCUCCCUGUGGGAGAUAUAUUUUGAAGAAUCCCUGAACGGUGAGGUAUGGGAAGAAAUGUGGGUAGUAGCUGCAAAUUUCUUGAUUUUUGAUUUUGAAGGAGCAGCGCUACAAGUGCUGAUAAAGUGAUAUCUUACCCCAGUAACAUUGGCUCACAUGUGUGCGAGCAGCACAGAUAUUUUCUGGAGAAACUGUGGGAUUAGAAGCAUAUUUGUUUCCAUCAUGUGUGGUGAAGAUGCCUUAAAGCUAAACAUUUUUGUAACAUAUGCAAAACAUCUGAAGUGAUAUUCUGGAUAAUCCAGUAGACUUGCCUCUAUGGACAUACUUGCUGUUGAAACCAGUGAAAGGGUACCCUUUUCAUGACAACAAAUUUAUAACUAAAUUCACCCUGACUGCUCGGAAGCUUGUUGGUGGAUACAAGAGCUUCCUAACUUCCCAAGCUGAGAGAUACAUGUCUGACAGAGAUAGGGGCGCUAGUACAUCUUUUAAAACGGUUUGUUCACCCUGGUUAAACUAUAACCUUGGUUAUCAUUUUCAGUGAGGAUUUCUUAUCUGUGGGGAGUUAGCUUUGCGAAUAGGUGGGGGACUAGGAGAGUUGCCCCUAAUGUCUAUUCAUUUCUUCCUUCCAGUAGGGUGAUUGCCCUACUUUUAGAACAGCACACUUUGAUAAGGCUCUCCCAUAGUGACAAAAUUAACUUUAACUGUUGUUACUUAUCAAAGAAACUGAUGUGAUUUUUUUCCCCACUAAAUACUUAGGAACUUUGUUACAAAAUAACAAGUAGUAAUCUCCACCUAUAUUCAUAUCACUAAAGUCAGUGGUCAAAAGGGUAAUUCUGACAGUAAUGAAAAGGUCCAUUGCCUACAAGAAUACAUCUGUUUACAAAUUGAAACAAAGGAAAGCUGAGUGUUCAAUGGAGAAUGCACAAUAUAUCAGCAAAAUGCUGACACACUGAAAGGUUUCAACUGCUUUUUGGUAUUUUUUUUGUCAGUUAUUUGUUUGUUUGUUUUUGUCUUUUUCCUUGUUUUAAUUAUUAUCCAUAUAAUGCAUUAAAAUGUGGUGUCAGUUGUAGCUUAGUAUGUUCCUAUAGGGCACAGGGCAGACGUUUCUGCAAUGUUUUCUGCAAUGUUUAGCCAGCCUAUAAAAAAAAAAAAAAUAGUCAUAACAAAGCAUUUGAAGGGCACCAGAGCUUAUUGGAAAAUCCAUGCACAAAAAUCUAUCCACAAACUAUGGAUAGCCAUAAUGUUUACCAUAACAACUGCUACAGCUCAUUUAAAAGGUUAUGCUGCUAUGUGUUUAUAAGCAUCUUUAUUUUUUGACAAAAAUAGGGUUCUUCCAGCACCCAGGGCCUGUUCCCUCUUCAGCCUCUCUGAUAAUAGAUAUAUAGGGAUAGAUAUACUGCAGUGUUAGAAAUACAGGCUUGUAUUCCUAAUGCUAUAGUGUUCCUUUAAAUUCAUCUUCCACCCUACCAAAUAUUCAAAAGAAAUUAUGAAGUUUGUAGCUCAGUAGUAGUGUAGUUGCAUCUCUGAGAAUCAUUUGGGGAUCUCUGUAAAUUUACCACUUUUUAAAUUUGCUCUGGGUUUAACCCAGCUCUCUCAUCAAUGUUAUCUAGGUUGGACGAAAUUCUUCAUAAUCAAUGUGGCUAAGAUGGUGGCGGUCCCUGGCUUCCAGCAAGACUGCUGGUUUAUAUAAAAAAUUCAGAAAUUGGUUUAUGUUAAAUCAGAGUAUAGCACCAGGACACUCUAUGUAACAUAAUCAGUGCAGUAGUUAUUAUGUCUCUAAGAGUGCCCCUUUAAUAGUACCUCUUAUUGCUGUAAAUAUUUAACCAGUACAGAGUCCAAUAAACACAAGUGUUUUUCUCAAUAUUAAAAGAAUACUUUACUGUUUUAUGUUUUUCAGAUUAAUCAAUGGUUCUGCAGUUUUGAAGAUCUCUUCCCUGGGCCAUUUGUGUCAGUUAUUUUUUUUCAGGUAAAUUUCAAACAGCUUAAAUUUUUUAGAAUUGUUAAAUUGACAUAUCAAUGCAAAAAAAAAAAAUGUUAGUACUUUAUGUGAAAUAGCUGUGACAAAUGCUUUUGUCAAAGGUAUAGCCAUAGCAACAUACCAUAAAGGAUUUGAAAGUGUGGGUGGCUCGUACAAAAACGCAAAUUACUUAGUUACCAGGAACAUUUCAUCUGAGUGCCAGAGCAGAGAGCAAAGCAAUGUAUUGUUCUACAACGCCUCUGGUAUUUGAGGCUUCUCAAAUUAGUGUUACUUACAUAGUUACAUAGCUAAUAAGAGACAUGCGUCCAUCAAGUUCUGCCUUUUUCAUGUAAUUAGUAUAUUUUAGUAUGUUCAGAGACCUAGUGACAGAGUUUUGUUCAAAAUAAGUUAUUUCCAGCUGAGCAGGAUGUGUGCGUGGAUGUAUCAGUAAGUUUGACCUUUUUUUUCAGUGAUGUUAUAAAUAAAUAUUUGAAGUUGUGCAGAAUGGGUCAGUAUAUAAAUGUCUGCCAGGUUAAAUAAACACUUCAAGCAGCCUGCUGUAGUGGUUAUGGUGCAAGGAGUGCCUGAUGCCCUCCGAGAAUAAGUAGUCAAAUAAUUUAUGAACAGUUUGACAAAAGGGUCUGCUGGUAACCCACCUUUUGUGGGCUAGAUGCUCCUGCUGGGCUUAGCUCUGUGCUCCAGCUUUUAGACUACAGAGGAGAUUGGAUCCUAGCAGACCUCAGGUAAGUUUUUUAAAAAUUCACAAAUGCUUUGACUAUUUGGAGAGCUCCAGGGUACACAUACCUUGCACCAUGACCACAACAGCAGGCUGUAUAGGUUAGGUGGUGCUUAGUGUGUUCCUUAAACUAAGGACCAAUGAAGAAAUCAUUUAAUCAUAACAAUCUAAUUCAGGCUUCCCCAAACUCCGGCCCUCCAGAUGUUGCUGAACUACAACUCCAAUGAUUCUAUGAAUGAAAUAGAUAGGCUGAGAAUCGUGGGAGCUUUAGUUCAGCAACAUCUGGAGGGCCGGAGUUUGGGGAAGCCUGAUCUAAUGUAUACACAUCCCGUAUUUGAAGGGAAUGUUCUAUUCAUUUCGUGACAGCAGAGCUAUAUAAAGCUGAAAUACGCAGAAUAUUUGUUAUGGCACAGGGGAUUUAAGGGCCAGAUUGGCGUGAUGGUUUUAAAUGUCAUUGGCUCAUAAGAUGCUAAUACUUUCUAGUGAUGUGGAUGUUUUGACUAGAAGAUCAUUCCAGCCGUGUUUCACUUAAUCUACUAAAUAUUGAUCAGCGUUAAUAAGAAGCAAUCAUCACUUUAAUCUAGAAAGACUAUUUCUUCAUAUAGUCCACUGAGUCAAAUGGGCUAGAGAAAAUACCACAAAGUGGCGAUUAAAGGGUUAUGCUAAGAAUUUUUUUUUUUUUUAUUAUUCCUUCAGUGCACUGUUUAGUACACUGUGUAGGUCGUCCUCUCCCAUAAUAGGUAUCCCAUAAAAUCCUUUACUAUAACCACUACAAAAAGUUGAAAAACAAAAGUGUUGGUCUGUGCAGGAUUUCUGUGCAGCAUGGGUGAACUCAACUGGGCUAUGUGUAAACUGUGAAGGUAGCUGCAGUAUAGCUGAUGAGUGGAACUGCUCUUUGGGAUGAAUAUUACCUAUAAACUGCAGUUGUGCAGAGUUGAAGGGAUACAGGGGUAUGGGAGGAUUGUACUGCAGCUAUGCUAAACACUGCACUCUGGGAAACUUUAAAGAAGAUAUGCAUGUUUCUUAGUUUGUAAUUCUCUUUUUUUUUUUUUAAAGGAAAACUCCAAGCACCAUAACUAUUGCAAAUUGAUGCAAUGGUUAUGGUGCCAGGAGCACCUUGGUGCCAUCACAGUGUUAUUUUUUUCCAACCGUUUUUUAUAAUGGUUUCAUAGCUGAUGUUUUCAUCCAGUAAGAUACAGCUGAUAAUUUCAGCCAAUAAGAGUCGUCCGGCGUGACCCUCCUGUAGAGGAAUCUGAAUAGCUCCUAUAUAACAGAUGAGGAGGUUGGAUGGCAUUUCUUCUAGUUUUAACAAAUUUACUAACUGAACCCAAUAGCCAGGGCUGCAAAAUGUUCUACCAUUGUGCUUAAUUUUACUACAAUACAAGUUUAUAGCCACUUAGUUCAUUGCAUAAGGAGUGAAACGCAGCUAGACGUCAAUUGUUUAAAGGUAGAAACACAAAAUACUAUAUUUAAAACAAGAGUCAAAAAAGUGGAUUUUGAAGUGCUUUGUUAGUCUGCAGGCUGGGAGGGAAAUAUAUCAAAGCAAAACAAGUGAUGUUUUGGGUGCAAAGUGUAUGAUUGUGAGGCAUUCCACUGGUUUUCAUAAUUCUCUGUAUUUAGAAUAUUGUCCCAGAAUAGCACCGGCUUUUGCUUUGAUAAAUCUCCCCCAAUGUCUGUGAGAGAGGUGAUAAUUAGGCACAUAUAGGGUGAUUCUCUAAAGAGAGGAUUCAAAGAAGAAACAAAAUGAAUUUCAAAUAUAAGGCCAAAGGAGCUGAACUCGAAGCAUAGCUGAAUUAGUGAAAUUCACUUAUAAUCCUCACUUUUGUGAACAAUCCUAGCAGUGGGGUAUGUUUGAAAAUCAGUUCUGGGACAUGUUUCUCAAAAUGUGUGGGAUCACCAUGGAAACCAAUGGAAUAUUUGUGCAGCACAUCAAAUACCUCAGUUUUGUUUUUUAUGCUACUACAGUCCUUUAAUAUGUUACAGGAGAGGGAUUAUAUAUGCCAAAAUUCUAAUAUCUUAGCAGAGUCGACAAGGAUAUGCUCUCACAGUUGAAAUGGAUACCCAUGUUUAAAAAUAGGUUAAAGGGUUACUCCAAGCACCACCACUUCACUUCAGUGUUUUGAAGUGGUCAUGGUGCAUGGAAUCAGUAUGCACAGCGUUUCGGUAUGACACGCAGCACCUACUGAGAUAUCAAUUGAUGCUGCUGGAAGUGUAAUUCCGCCCCCAGAACCAUCAAUAGUAUAUCAUUAACCAAUGAGCUACCGGCAGGAUUGGCAUCUGACUUCUGCAACUCUGCAAAAGCUGGAUGUCAUAAACCUGUUGCAGAGGAGACAGUGUUUGUCGUGACCCAGGUAAGACGGCAGAUUUUUGCAAAAUGGUUUCCCCCAUUACCUAGGAACUGUGCCAGGGAAUGGGACAUUCAGGAGAUACAGUGCUAUAUUUCUUUCUGAACUCAGCCAAUAUCACCCCAGCUGAGGGUAAAUGCAUGUAAUAAAACAAGUAAGGCAUUCUUAUUUUAGAGAACCUCUUCGAACUUAAAUAUACUUUUAAUGUAGUAUAUUAAAGUAAAAUAAUUAGACUUGUAAUGCAUUUUUCAAGUGUUAUGUUAACAAAGAAGGCGAUAAAUGCAGGACACAACAGUAAAGUUGCAAUGCAUUAUAUAAAGAGCAUAAGGAGUGGUAACAAAAUUUGCAUGAAGGAUACAUUUAUGAAUUGUAAAUCAAACUAGAAAACUGGAUACAAUCUUUAUCCCAAAAAAUACCCAAUGAAGUGUCAUAUUGCAGGAAAAGAAUCACAUAUAAAAAGCAAUAAGAAAAAACAAACAAAUUAAAUCAUAAGUAACCAAAUAAAUGUAUUCGCUCAGUUAAAGCCACAAACUGUCUAGUAGAGUUAAACAAGUGACAAAUUUAUUUAUUUAUUACUGCUAUUUAUAAAGCACACAGAGAUUCCGCGGCGCUGUACAAUUAGUGGAGAAACGUACAAUAUACACAGACAAAUACAAGAGGUAGAGAGAGCCCUGCCCGUAAGCUGAUAGUUAGCCAUUGGGGCUCUGUUAUACAAAGUGCUUGGCUAGAUGGCCCGUGAGCUUACAAUCUAAAUAGAAUAAUAAAGGUGAGAUACAAUGAAACAGUUCUAAGACAGAAUACAAUGAAACCGAGACAGAAAUCGCUUAAUUUUUCAGGAAAAGAUAGAAAGAGCUCAGAAAAAGAAAGCAAAUAAUCAAGCCAUGGUUGCCAGAUUUUGUUAUAUUUAACUUUCAGACCUAAGGCUGAUUAUUGCUUUUCUUACAUAGAUCUAAUUCAUUUGACAUAAGAAAUGUACUGUUCUAGAAUUGGUGCCUUAAUUUGUUUCCACGUUGCAUGGAUCAGAGCAUUAAUAGAUCCAAUGAGGUGGGCUGGAAGAUAAUUUUUAUGUUUGGACAGCCCAAUAAGAUCUGGAAGGGGGAAAGAGGAUCAUCAAUGGAAAAAAAAAAAUCAGACAUCCUUCCCAGAAGGCUGAAUGCCAACACAAUGCCAACAGAUGUGCUUUGGAAUGCAAACAUAUCAAAAAUAUGUUACAGUGAUGUAUAACUGUAUUCUUAAAUUUAUUAUGAAACCUAAAAAAAUAGUUAAGGGACACUCCACUGGCCAAAAAAAAACAAAAAAACUUUGUUCAGUACAUAUACUCCAAAUGAAAACAUUUUAAAUAUGCAUUUAUUUUAAUUAGGGGUAUAUCUAAGACAGUUUGCGAUAGCUACAGAUAUAUUGUCUGCAGUCUUUGCAAAUCCUCUCCUUUCCCCCACCCAGACUUUCUGUGAAUGUCCAAUCACUUACUCAGCUCAAUGAAAAGUCUUUUCAAGGCAGGUACUCCUGGGCAAUUACCUGGAAUUCAGCUCCACUGAGCUGAGCAACUAGAUGGUAACAGGGACAGUUGUCUGAUUAACAGCCCAGGGGUGCAACAAAUUUAAUUUGUAAAAGUGACCAUUUCUAUUGAAAUUCGUACUUUUUGUAAAAUGAGAAAAUAGUACACACUCUUUACACAUAAAGCAUUUCAACAAGCUAAAGGGCUUUAGGGGUUCAGAGUGUCCAUUUAAGGAACAGUUUCCACUUGCUUCCACAUGUUAUCAUUUACAUGGGAAGUUUCUCAAAUCCAGUAAUUGUUCAGUAUUCUUAAAAACACAGUUUGAGAUCCACUGAUUUUUGAGAAUAGACUGUUUUUCCAAUGCUGUUUUGUCUCUGUACAUCUGAGAAAUUCUGUUAGUCUUGUGUCUCUGCAGUCACAUGCUUUUUUAAUUUAUUUUUUUUGCAGAAAUAGCCACCCACUGCCGUAUCAGUUUUUUUUUUAUUGUUUAACUUAAACUUGUGUAUCCUUAGGGCUUUGCUUUGCGUGUACGGUGUGUGCUCUGUAUUGGUGUAUUUUUAUGCAGGGUGAGCAAUACCAUGAGAAAUAAUUUGCAUUGAAUGUGCAGAGUGCAUUUGUGGUGUAUGGGGAAAUAUAGUGAUUAAUUUAUUAUUUUCUUGCAACAUACACCAUACAUUUAUGUAAUACAUAAGAUAAACAUACAGGUAAUUUAGAGGGGACAUGCUGCUAGCACAAACAUGUUCUAAAGGAUAGGGGGGUAUAACUAAAAAUAUCAUCAGGUGCAAUGUAUUCAGACAUUACUUAGUUGUUAAAUUUAUUUGCUAGAGCUAGACAUAUAGUCAGUCACACAGACUAAUGCAAAAAAAUAAAUUAACAAAUUAACACAUUGUUGUUGCUUUUCAAAUAGAAAAAUAUGCUGUGAAUAAACAAAAUAUAAGUUCCGUAAGUGGCAGGUGAGGAAUUAGUGGUGUGAGAUGGUCCAUCAGAUUACAGUGGUACAGCAGGGGAUUUAAACCACUGUAAAUCCAUUCUUAUGGGAGGUGCUGCUCACAUCUUGUCAGCCCCUUAUUUCAAUUGCUGUUUUGCCACAGUUUAAAUAUCCCACUUCAAAGCAUUUGGAAUCUUUUACAAUGAUUAUUUGCUUUCUACUGUCCUUUGAAAUGCCAUCAGCCACCAGACAGGUGUUUGUGCUGGUGAAGAAAUUGUCUUGCUGUGUAUUAUUAAAUAGUAUUAUUAAAAUAUGAUGUUUAUUUAUUUCCAGAAAAUACACCUUUAAAGUAAACGCGAAUGCAUAGUUAUUUUAUCUGAUCACCUGUGAAAUACUAACGAAAUAACAUUCUCUGCGAUUUACAGUUCCUCUUUGCCUUGCCUGGUAAAUACUAUUGAAUGAUUUGUUGGGUUGUGUAGUGCAGUGGUAAAAAAAAUGCACUUACCUCACAUUUCUAUCUUCGGGGUAUAUUAUCGCCCCAUGAUACUCUGGGCAUGCCUGUGUACCUGAAUGUCUACAGUAGAAUGGAAAGCAUUCCAUUGUGCAAUGCACACACUCACUCAUAUGAAAUAUCACAUGCUAAACUAAAUUAAACUGUAUAGCAUGACAGAAAGUCAUGAGGUGUAAAUUAUACAACUAAAAUUAUGUAGAUUCGUUUAAAAAAAUGUGCAAACAACAAAAAAAAUGUUUUUCUGCCAUCAUCAUGGAUUGACUGGAGCUGGAUUCCAGGAUGGUUGUGUAUCUUGCUUACCCUGAGUGGCUGGGUUUAUUCACUGAACCUGAAAUGUCACUAAAUAAAACUGAAGGUAAGUGUUUUAGCUAAGUUUCUAUAAAAACUUAAAGAAACACUGUGGCAUUAGGAAAACAAAUGUGUAUUCCUAACUAUAUAGUUACCCCCACCCCCAUUGCCCCCUAUUUCUGCUAAAUAAAGCACUUCAAGCUGAGAAUCACUUGACUAUUUGGACAGAAGCACCUCUAGUGGAUGUGAGAGGGUCAGCCACAAGAGGCAUUUCUUCUCUGCAGUAUAAACAAUAUUUUCAGUUGCAGGGUUAAAACGACAGGGACAUGGAACCCAGGCUACUUCAUUUUCAUUGACUGACUGAGAUUAAGGGGUUUUGGUGCCUAUAGUAUCAAUUUAAAGGAACAGCUCAAGCAACAUAAUUACUUUAGCCUGCGAGGAGCUUCAGGAGAGGUGCCUAGCAUAUCCCAGGUAAGUUGUCAAACCCCUCUUAAACGAUUUCACUACUUACUGUGGGAGAGUGCCAGGGUACUCUCUGUAGUGGGUAUGGUGCUUGAAAUGUUCCUUUAAAUAUUAGAUGGCCACAUAGAUCAAUAACAACAGACGUUGCCUUACUGCCCCUUUAAUAUGAGACGGUUGUGUAAGAUAACUUGAUAUUGGCAUACUUUUUAAAGGCAAAGUGAUAUAAAAAGGGCAAAGCUUAUAAGAUUGACUGACAGAGAGGCAAGAUGGAGGCACACAGCACAGGGAUAAAUACAGUGGUUUGGAUUUCUACACAUAAUAUUAUCUUUCACACCUCAUAAACACAUAUUUGUAAACAUAAUAAUAAAAAUUCUGUGAAGGGAAAGUUCCCAUUAAGCACUGAGUGGAAAGCUGUGUAAAUUGUUUGUUUUUGAAGUGCAUGUGAAUACAAAUGGACUUAUAGCGCCAUAACAUCAGAAAUAUGCAAUCAAAGUUACAUUCAGGAUAUAAUGUAGGUAUGAAUCUGUACAUUUUUAGAGCAAUACUGCAUUUUUACAUUAAAAAAAAAAACCAACAACAGGCUAAACAUACAUAUCUGGAAGGCCUUUCCAUAUCAAAAUCAGUGAGCUAAGACAUUAGUUUAGACAUUAAGAGUAAGUAAACAAUAUCUCAGUCAAGCGGGCAAGGAAGACAGGACAGGAUAAUAAGAGCAUCUGUGGAGCUUAUAGAAUAAGGAAGGCCUCCAGACAUGGAGGAAGUAAACUACAUAAAAAUGAUCACACAUGCUGAACUAACAUAUUUAACAAAAUAGCUCUAGGGCCACUGGGUACUGGUCACAGUAGAAGAGAGUAAAAAGAAAAACAGUAAUCUCUAUACAGGUAACAGGUUGGCAGCAAUGAAUAAGUAGAAUCUCCACCAGAAAGGAUGCAUGGAUCUAUUCAAUGCUACAGGCAUGCCUCAGGAUAUGGUUUGUCUCAAUGUCAGACAAUACCAUCUCUCCCCCACACACUGCACCAGCCAAGUUUCAUGCUGAAGAACUGUGAUAGGCAAGAAGAUUUUUCACCUCUCAGAGCCCUAACUGUAAGCAGAGACACAUCCACAUAGUCCAGGACCCUCUACCUCCAUUCGGCAUGAGCGUGGGUCCAAUGGCACUCUGGGAUUCAGGGAACCCUCCGGGCACCUGGGCGGCUGGUCGGAGAUAUCUCCAGAAGGGCCAACAGACAAGUUACUGGUCAAACAAACCCCGAUUUAGGGGAUCGCCCGCCUCCCCUGUUCACCAGGCCACCAGUCAAGCGGGCCGCAUGUUCGUACAGUGGAAUUUCUUGGUACAGCAAAAUGUGAAGGACACCCACAAGUGCCUACUCAAUAGAGCAUCAAUCCACCAUCAACUUAAGGCUGAGUCUCACUCAAAUUUAUUAUUAAAAUCAUAGAUUAAACUAAGUGUGCAGGAACUGUUCCCAUAUAUAUAUAAAAAAAAUCUUUAAACUUUUAUUUGAUUUUUUGUGUAAAAACAAGAGUCUAAAUGGGAUGGCAUAACAUAUUUUGCAGCUCUGAGAACAAAGUAAAAAUCAUUUUGAGUCAUGGAAAGACCCUGCUUAGUUUGUGGAUAUAAAAAAAACUAUGUAAUUACACUACAACCAGUGUUAACACAACCACACUUUACUAACAACUACAAAUCGGUCACAAUUUCUAGCAAAAGAUGUAAUCCUGUGUAUACAAAUUAAAAUGUAAUGUGAACAUUUCCAGUCACUACUCCUGUUAUACAUACAUAUUAUUAUUAUUAUUUAUAAAGCACCAACCAAUUCCACAGCGCAUGUACAAUAGGUGAACUAAUAAGCAAGUAGUUGCUACAAAACAAGUUGGAUGUACAGGAACAGAAGGUGCUGAGGGCCCUGCUCAAAUGAGCUUCCAUUCUAAAGGUACAUACAUAAUAAUCUUAAUUAUUACUAUGCUUUAUUGAAAUAAAAUAGCUGAUAGGAAGUGUCUUUUGCACAUCUCCUUAUUUCUCUUGUUAUGCAAAGCCUUUGCUCACUAAGCAUCAGAUAGUAUGUGGUCAACAAGAGUCUCAUAGCCGUCUGCAUGUUACAGAAAGUUGCUGACUAAUAUCACUCCCAGUGCUUCAGAAGCUCAGAUAAUAUGCUUGUUUUUUUUUAAUAUUGUAUGUUCCAUCUAAUGUAAAAAUAGAUAAUAGAUUAUAACCUAAAAGGAAAUACUAUAAAAACAUACAAGGAGGAUGCUUUUAAAUGGCUCCCUGCAGAAUUUCCUUUCUACACAGCAGAACUGUGUUUGAAGUUUACCUCAGUUACUGCACAUUAAAUGUUCUAUCUGAAGGCAAGCUUAGCGUAGGCAGCAUGUGAUGAUGGCUGCAGCCCUUGCUGAAACUGUUUGAAGAUGUAGUGCACGGCUGUCAAACUCAUUUACUAAGAAUAACUGAGUUUUGUAGUGAAGCAGGAAUGAAGGGGCAAGUGUAAAAAAAAUUCAAUUCUUUUGAUUUAGUUUGGUUGUAAGAUUGGUGAUCACCACUUUUGUUGUGCAAGAUGCGGUGUCUAUCUUAGAACUUGGCUCAGUGGUUCAGAAGGCAAUUCCAUUUACUGUCCUCUCCCAAUGAUAGAAGGAUGACUUGACAAACUGUUACUUAUGUCUGAAAAAUGUCUCUGGUUUCUCUGUUGAAAAUAAGAAAUCAAGUGAAUGCCCCAAUCAGCCUUCAGCAAUAAGAUCAGUGCCACAUGACAAUAGUCUUCCAGUACCGAAGACACCAGAAAUGCAGCUUAGAGAAAAUAGGUGGAGAUGCUGCAAUGCAGCAGCUUGGCAUGCAUUUAUCCAGAUUUUUAACUAUGUAUGUGUGAUGAUCAUAACACAGUCAGAAUUAAAGAACCUGAUCAGGGACUUUGGAUUUUUAAAAGCAAAAUCAGAACUACUGGGUUCAAGACUGCACGGAUAGUGUUUACUUUCAACAGGUACGAAUAGUUUUGCACAGGUUAACCAUUUCAUUUUCUGUACUGACAUUGACAGUUGUUUGGGUUGUGAGCGUGACCCACAAGAAUGGCACCUUUGUUGAUUAAUCACUGUUAAGGCUCAAGGCUGCCUUCUGACACAGUUGCAAUGUCCACCCUUAAAUACUUGCUGGCUAUGCGGCACACAUGAAAAAAAAAUAUAGAGAAAUAUGGAACUGUUGUAGAGGCACAUCCAGUACCAACUGGAACAUCUAUGGAGAUCUAAAAGUGGUGCCUCUGCAACUUGUUAUGCAGCUCAGGCAUGCUACAGUUGUUAAAUUGGACAUAUUUGAAAACCCAGGACAUAUUUGAAAACUAGAGAAAUCUCAAUGUAUCUUUCCUGGUAAAAUAUUUUAUAAAUAAAUAAAUACUUGCACUAAAGAGUCAUAUUAAAUUAAAAAGAACUGGCCUCUCUAUUUUUACUUCCUCUUCUCUUGGCUUUGAAACCUAAUACAGAAUGGCAUAAUAGUUUUAUAUUAGUAACCCAAUUGCAAAAAAAUAUAUACAAACUGGGAAACCAAUAUAAAUAAUCAAUAUAUCCUGUAUUUAAAAAAAGAAUAUAAAAUUCAGCUGAUCGAUUUAAGCCAAUGAGCUUAGCUAACUAAUUGACUACUUACAUUAGUGGGGCUCCAGGGCACUCCUGACACCAUAGCAACUACAUUGGGCUGUAGUGGUUAUGGUGUUUUUGAGUGGUCCUUUAAAUGAAAGGGGUUUGGUGUAUUCUGAACAGUGGCUUAAUUCUUUCAUAAAAAACUGUAAAAAUAAUACUGCACCUAAAUCUGCUAUUCAAUAAUCCACAACUGUUAAAUAAUGACUUAUAUAUUUUCUACAGCAUAUCUUCAGUCCCUGAUAUAUAUCAUAUUUAUUGUAGAAUUAUAUUUUUAAUGUACAGCUUUAUUAAAAGUCUUCCCUGUUUGUAACUGUAAUACUUGUCCAUUAUGCCAAAUGACAACAACAUUUUUUUGUAAAAAUAUUUCUUACUGUUAAUAGGUCACUCCAGGAUGAACGUUGCUCCCAAGAGUUCCAACACAUUAUAUAAAUACUUCAGUAAAAAUCUAUGCAAAAAAAGACAUUAAAGGAACACUAUAACCUGAACAACUUUAGCUUAAUGAAGCAGUUUUGGUGUAUAGAACAUGCCCCUGCAGCCUCACUGCUCAAUCCUCUGCCAUUUAGGAGUUAAAUCCCUUUGUUUAUGAACCCUAGUCACACCUCCCUGCAUGUGACUUGCACAGCCUUCCAUAAACACUUCCUGUAAAGAGAGCCCUAUUUAGGCUUUCUUUAUUGCAAGUUCUGUUUAAUUAAGAUUUUCUUAUCCCCUGCUAUGUUAAUAGCUUGCUAGACCCUGCAAGAGCCUCCUGUAUGUGAUUAAAGUUCAAUUUAGAGAUUGAGAUACAAUUAUUUAAGGUAAAUUACAUCUGUUUGAAAGUGAAACCAGUUUGUUUUUUUUCAUGCAGGCUCUGUCAAUCAUAGCCAGGGGAGGUGUGGCUAGGGCUGCAUAAACAGAAACAAAGUGAUUUAACUCCUAAAUGACAGUGAAUUGAGCAGUGAAAUUGCAGGGGAAUGAUCUAUACACUAAAACUGCUUUAUUCAGCUAAAGUAAUUUAGGUGACUACAGUGUUCCUUUAAAAAUAUACAUUUAUAUCACCUUUAAAGUACCUUCUUCUGGUGAAAACCCUCACACCAGCAACUCAUUUGGCUAAUUAUGACUUGAUUAGUUAAGAACCUCUCAUUCUGGUCUCUGUAUUCUGAACUGUUGGACAUGUUAAAGGACCACUCUAGGCACCCAGACCACUUCAGCUUAAUGAAGUGGUCUGGGUGCCAGGUCCAGCUAGGGUUAACCCAUUUUUUCAUAAACAUAGCAGUUUCAGAGAAACUGCUAUGUUUAUGAAUGGGUUAAGCCUUCCCCUAUUUCCUCUAGUGGCUGUCUCAUUGACAGCCACUAGAGGCGCUUGCUUCUCACUGUGAUUUUCACAGUGAGAGCAUGCAAGCGUCCAUAAGGUUUAUGAACGCUUUAUUAUGUGACCGGCUGAAUGCGCGCGCAGCUCUUGCCGUGCGUGCGCAUUCAGCCCAGGAGGAGGAUCGGAGGAGGAGAGCUCCCCGCCCAGCGCUGGAAAAAGGUAAGUUUAACCCCUUUCCAGAGCCAGGCGGGAGGGGUACCCUGAGGGUGGGGGCACCCUCAGGGCACUAUAGUGCCAGGAAAACGAGUAUGUUUUCCUGGCACUAUAGUAGUCCUUUAAACUUGGCACUGAAAGACUUAAAGGAAAACUAUAGUUUUAGGAAUACAAAGUUGUGUUCCUAACACUAGAGUGUCCCUCUGCCCUUGCGCCCCAGCCCUCUUCCUCCGCACUCUAAAAGUUAAAAACCCUAUAAACACUUACCAGUUUCCAGCGCCAAAGUCCCACAGUGCUGUCCUUGUCUCUGCCUCUUCCAACGGCAUCGCGAGGGGGAGCCUAAUGAGCAUGCACAGAGAGCACCCUGUGCACAUUAGGCCUUCCCAAUUGGAAAGCAUUUACUCCCUAAGGGGAUUUUCAAGACAAUGGACGCCCUCAUGCAAAGCGUCCAGAGUCAAAUUCUGUGAAACAGCGUGAAGUGGCUCUAGUGGCUGUCUGGUACACUCCAGAUCCUGAAAGCACUUUUGCUUGCCUUAGGGAUUAACUCUUGUCCCCAAUCAUAAAAUUGAUGAUUUAUAUGAAAAGUUGUCACUAUUAUGAAAUAAUUUGGAACAAUUAAGCUGACUUCCAGGAGGGCUUCCUGAUUCACACUGUUUGAUAAUCAUUUAAGAGGAAGUGAAAGCUUCCAUAGGGAAGCAUUAGUCAUUAGACAAUCCGCAAGCGAAAAGGGUAAAUUAUCCUUAUUUUUGCUGUACUGGGGUACCUGGCAUCUACAUGGUUAGUAGAACACUCUAGACAUCAUCAGUUUGAAACUGGAGUGUUCCUUUAAAUGAUUGAAGACUAGGAACAAUUUGAAUGACUAAAAUUGAGCGUGUUUUUAAGAUGCUCAGCACGUUUGUAAUGUAAUAUGUUAUAAUAAUAACGUAAUAAUAUUAAUGUAAUUAAUUUCCUAACAGACAUUUUUUUUGUUUAAGUUCAUUUGUGAAUAAAUUGUGUUUUAUAAAAAAUUUUCCCCUCAGACUAUUGUAACUAAACCUUCUCGAGACUGUUGCUACCGGAUUUAGUAACCAUGACAACCCACGUAACGCUGGAAGAUGCGUUAUCCAACGUGGACCUUCUGGAGGAGCUGCCCCUCCCCGACCAGCAGCCAUGCAUUGAACCUCCACCUUCAUCCAUCAUGUACCAGGUAUUAUUAUUGUUAUUACUAUGUUAUUAUUAUUAUUAUUAUUAUUAUUAUUAUUAUUAUUAUAUAUAUUUCUCUACCUGCCUAACAUUGUUGUUGGACAGAUUAGCAUUAUGACAUAUUUAGUAAUAAGAUAAAAUAUUUUCAUUAUUGUGUAUCAAUAUGGAAACAUUAAUAAAAGUGUGGAGCUGGGCCUUUUCUGUUUAGAAGGAUCUACUAAGGAUAUAAAUGCUUUAACGGAGAUAUGAAGAUGAACACUUCAGUGUAUCCAGUUUGCAAUGUGAACAUUGUGUAUAUGUUUGUGUCCAACCCUAUCUACACAGCAGCAGUUCUUACUUGUUCAGUAACAAAGACAUAUCAGGAUUGCCACAGCAGGAAUUGAUUUGUCUGUAAUUAGUCAUAAAGUUUUUAAAGGCUGGGAUAAGGAAUUAAGGGGUAUAUUGCUCUACAUUAAAGCUUUCUAUCUCAAAUUCUCACAGGCUAACUUUGACACCAACUUUGAAGAUCGUAAUGCAUUUGUAACAGGAAUAGCCCGAUACAUUGAGCAAGCAACUGUGCAUUCAAGCAUGGCAAGUAUCUUUUAUAUUAUAUGAUAAAAUGAUUAUAAAAAGCAAAAUGUUAUGAGCUCCACAUUCCUUCAAAAUAUAUUUUAUGCACUUUCUAAUGUUAUAAUUUAUCCAUCCAAACAGCGAGACAUACACCACAUGCAAAUACUACAAACAUCCCACCCACACAUCAACACACAACACUACACACACACAAUACAACAUAUCACCAAAAAAAACAAUCUCACAGUUAGCCAUCUAAUUAAGUAAGAGCGCAGUCACACACAUAACAUGAUACACAGCCCACAUACGUACGUAACACAUGCAAUACCACAAAUUUCUCACGCACAUAAGCAAUAUAACACAGUCCACAUACACACAAACGCAACCCUACAAAGCAGCUGCAGCAUUCAUGCAUAAUACAAGCAGACUAUGGCAAAAUACAACUUUAAAAAAUAAAAUAGGACCUGCACGCUGAGGGACUUCAGUCUUGUUUUGAUACAGUGCUGCUGAAAGGUUGCCUAGACCUGCACUUAAUUUAAAAUAAAAAUAUACCUUCAUUGCAAUUGUUGGUACUAUGCUUGAAGAGACAGUCUUCAGCUGCACAAUACUGCUUUUCAGACCAGGAAGUUGCUUGAUGAAUUAGAAUUCGCUCACUCUUGUCAAAUUAAGCAAAAUUUAUGUUCUAGGUAGUCCAGCCACAAACAUGGUUCCAGAAGAGUGAAGUUGCUAAAAAUGUUGGUAGACAUACAGUUGGUGAUGAUAUAAGUUUGUUUACAGCAAAGCUACAGAUGCUAAGAAUCUACUUUAUGAUUUACCAUCAGGAGAGCAUAUAGACUGGUGUAGAUGGGAAUUUUACUUAGAAAUUGCAAUUGUUUUUUUACAGAAUGAGAUGUUGGAGGAGGGGCAGGAGUAUGCUGUCAUGUUGUAUACCUGGAGAAGCUGUUCUCGAGCCAUUCCACAGGUGAGUGUGUUAUCAGGCCCAGGAGCCAGACAAACAAUAAACAGCGCACCAAGGUGACCAAAUAAUGUAUUUAUUUAAGAAAUAGAGAUUUAAAUUCUGUAGUGCUGCCAGUUUCAUUUCUGCCCCUCAUAGUGACUGAGGACACCAAGAUAAGAUAUGGAGUCAUAUAGUAUUGUAUCAGUACAUGUUCAUUAUUUGUCUUUUUUCCCUCUAUUGUACAGCGCUACAGAAUAUGUCAUUGCUAUAUGAAAGAUUAGAUGGCACAGAAUGUCUCAAGAAAAGUCACAUUCUUAUGUAGGAGCACAUUUGUUCUCUUUUUAUAGCGUUAGGAAAAAAAUAACUCCAGGGACAAUGCAUAGGGGAACCACAGAACUAAUGAAAACAAAUGUAUCACACAUAUUCCCUGUGUAUGCUGAUUCCAGGGCUACAAGAAACUCUUGCCUCAUGUUAAUUACAGUGACUACUUUCCCAAUUUUAUCAGGGACUUGUAUGAAAGGAUGGAAGAGCGAUAGAUAUAUAGAUAGAUAGGCAGAGAGAUAGGCAGGCAGAAUGAUACUUAAAUGUUUUUGUGCUCUUCUGAAACUUGUUUUUUAUUCAUUAUUUACAGUACACUUUGGGAAUAUUGUAUAGAAAUAGUUAUUUAAUGUAAACAUACACUUAUCUGAUUUCCUAUUACAGGUAAAAUGCAAUGAGCAACCAAAUCGUGUAGAAAUUUAUGAGAAGACGGUGGAAGUUUUAGAGCCAGAAGUCACAAAAUUGAUGAAGUUUAUGUAUUUUCAGGUAAGUGAUAAAAACUCUCCACGUAAACAGCAUUGUUCUACUCUGCAACCUCUCCCAAAGGUGGUUAGGUGCUCUUUCGAACAAAUUCUCAUAGCUACAGCAAUGACAAUCCCUGUCAAAAGAGCCAAUAAAUGUGUACAGUCCAGCUGCCCUCAUUAAGCAAAAGCAGGAGAAAGAAAGCAAAUAACAGACUGUGUCAUACAGGAACCUGAGGUGAAAACAGGAAGUGCUGGGGAGGAACCUGCCGCUUUCAUUCAGGUCUCUAUGAACAAUAAAAAUGUUAGGUUUUAAAAUGAAAAGCAAUUUUUCUUACUUUUUAAUUUAAAUUAUUUUCUUUGCUUCUAUUUUGCAGUGAAGCAUUUUAACAGAAAAAUAAAAUUUGAUGCAACUUUUCCUUUUAAUUUCUAUACACUUUAUUUGUGCAAAAAAUAAAUUGUGUUAAUUUUAAUAGGAUUCAGAAGAGACAACAUUUCUUGACACUCCGACAAAAGCCCAUUGUACAAAAUGUCGCCAUGGUGAUUAACUUUUAACAUUCUACUUGUUAUCCCUGCAGCGCAAAGCAAUAGAGAGAUUCUGUAAUGAGGUGAAGCGAUUGUGCCACGCUGAGCGCAGGAAGGAUUUUGUUUCCGAGGCAUAUCUGCUUACUCUGGGCAAAUUCAUUAACAUGUUUGCGGUGCUGGAUGAGCUGAAAAACAUGAAGUGCAGCGUGAAAAAUGAUCACUCUGCUUAUAAACGGUGAGAGAACGCAGGGUGGCUAGAUCUGGAAAGUAUGUGCAUGUGUUUAUACAGGUUUCUACCAGUAUACCCUAGUGGUAGACUGGAUUGGAAAGUGGGCAGCUAGGUGUAAGAAUGCAUGACAUGAUUUACCAUGUCCAGAUAUUAGUGUACUGGCAGUGGAGAGGUGUACAUGAUCUCUAGUCGUCUGAUUGUUUUAAUUUAUAAACAUUUGUGGUCCAAGAGUACAGUGUAAGCUGAUUUGGUGUUUGUUUGUACACCAGGCCACUUCCUCAUUGGAUGGACAACAAUUUUCUAGGUUAUAUAUAUGUACAGCGAUGCGGCAUAUACUGGGCCCCAAAUCUUGGAAAUGGCACUGGUAGAUUUUUUUAAAGAAACAAUCCAGUCACAAUUACCACUACAUUACGUUGUAGUGGUUAUGGUGUCAGUAGUGCCGUAGUGCCCACCCAGGGUAAGUAGUCAAACUGUUUAAGAAAACUUUGACAACUUACCUGGGGUCUGCCGGGAUAGGGGCUGUAGUGUGUGUGUGUGUGGUGCAAUAUGUGUGUGUGGGGUGCAAUAUUUUUGUGUGAGGGGUGCAAUAUGUGUGUGUGAGUGGUGGAGUGUGUGUGUGAGGGGUGCGUGUGUGUGUACAGGGAUGCAGUGUGCGUAUGUGUGUGAGGGGUGCACUGUGUGUACAGGGGUGCGUUGUGUUUGUAAAGGAUGUAGUUUGUGUGUGUGUGUGAGGGGUGCAGUGUGUAUGUAUGUGGGGCAGUUAAUGCAUGAGGGGUACAGUGUGUGUGUGUUUUGGGGCAGGUUGUGUGGGGGGGCGCAGUGUGGGUGGCAGUGUGUGUGAGGGGUACAGUGUGUGUGUAUGGGGGGGCAGUGUGUAUGGGGAGGCAAUGUGUGUGUAUGAGGAGGCAAUGGGUGUCUAUAGGGGGGUAGUGUGUGUAUGGGGGGGCAGUGUGUGUAUGAGGGGGUAAAUGUGUGUAUGGGUGGUAGUGUGUAUGUAUGGGCGUAGUGUGUGUGUAUGGGGGAUAGUGUGUGUAUGGUAGGGGUAAUUGUGUGUGUGAGGGGGUAGUGUGUAUAUAGGGGAGCUGUUGUGUGGUGUGGGGUCUGUGUGGGUAGGAGGGCAAAUUAAUAAAUAUAUACUUUUUUUAUUUUUAUUAAAAAUAAAAAUGAUAUCCCCUCUCCCUGCUUACCUUUGCCUGGGAGGUGGGACAUUUUUUGCAAUCCCUGGUGGUCUGGGGAAGCCCUGGUGGUCCCAGUGGUGAGAGUGUACUCUAGCAGCCUCAAGAGCUGCUACAGUUCACUCUUGCGAGAAUCGGAACAUUGCAUUGGUAACCGCGGCAAUGUUCCGAACUUGCGAGAGGAGAACUCUGUGAAGCUGCACGUUAGAGCUCCCCCUGGUCCUCUCUCCCUCCCCUGCCGGCUGUCCGCAAAGUGCUAGCGGGUCGGAGAGGGAGAUCUCUGAUCUCCCCUCCGGUCCUGCAGAGCCGGCAGGGGAGAGCACAAUUCCCGGUGCUAUGAUUAUAGCACCAGGAAAAUAUCUCCGGGCACGCAGCAUACAAUUUGGGAACCGCUGCUUUAGCAUAUUAAGUUUAUCCACAAGAUAAAUUUGAAUAUAGUAAGAAAAUUUUAAAGAAAAAAAUAACACACUUUUAGCUGGAUUUCACAGAUUACAGUUCUUCUGUUAUUAAAAAAAAGGAUACUUUUUUUUCUAUUUACACAUUGUUAAAAUGUUUUCAGUAGCACUUUCAUUAAAAGCUCUUGGUAAUUUCAGUACCUGGUUUAUGUCUCUGGCAGAGCUGCUCAGUUUCUUAGAAAGAUGGCUGACCCCCAGUCUAUACAAGAAUCGCAGAAUCUUUCAAUGUUUCUAGCCAAUCACAAUCGGAUUACACAGGUGAGUGUCAAUAGUCCUGUAGAAAUGCAGUAUGUGUAUUACUAAACUAAAGCAUUCCAGGAUAUGCAGUUCUCAUACUCCGCCCCAAUAUUUUCUUUCCCUUUUUACAUAUUAAGGGGUUAAAAGAACACUAUAAGGUUAGGAAAUCAUACAUGUAUUCCUGACCAAAUAGUGUUAAAACACCAUUUAGGUGGCUUACCCCCUAACCUUGCUCCCUUAGAAAAGGUUAAAACCUGCCUUAUUGCCAGCUCUCCACAAGUCUGCAAGCAUUGGCCCUGCCCCCAAUCCACCUCGUUGUCUGACAUCAUCAGAAUUGAUGAUCUUAGCCAAUCCAAUGCUUUCCCACAAGGAGAGCAUUAGAUUUGAUGGGAGUGGCAAGGAGGUGGGGGUUGGUCCAAAAGCUGCCCUGGCCAAUCAGCAUUGAAUCCAGGGAUGUAUUGAAUCCAGGGCCAUAUAUAAUAUGAUUAGGACCCUGGACAAUGCAUUUUCUUGGACCUCCUGGGCCCUGCUCCUCUCACCCCUCCACCCCUCAAUUACGCCAAACCCGCAUUCACACUGACACAUACACACACAGACAGACAUAUUAAAACAUUCGCAGAUACAUACUGACACACACAUACACUGAAACACAAAUAUAUACUGGCAGACAUAUUGACACACAUUCAGACAUACUGACACACACACACAGACACACAUGCAUAAAUACACACACAGACACAUACACUGACAGAUAUACUGACACACACAGACACAUACACUGACAGACGUAUUGACACAAACACACAGACAUGCUGACACACACACAGACAUGCUGACACACACACAGGCAUACUGACACACACACACACAGGCAGACAUACUGACAAACACACAGACAUACUGACACACAGACAGACAUACUGACACACACACAGGCAUGCUAAACACACAGACAUACUGACACACACACAAACAGACAUACACACACACACAGACACAUACACUGACAGAUAUACUGACACACACAGACACAUACACUGACAGACGUAUUGACACACACACACAGACAUGCUGACAUGCACAGGCAUACUGACACACACACAUGCAGACAUACUGACAAACACACAGACAUACUGACAAACACACAGACAUACUGACACACAAACAGGCAUACUGACACACACACACAGACAUACUGACACACACACACACACACAGACAUACACAUACCCACAUACACACACAGACAUACUGACACACACAUACACAGACAUACUGACAUUUAUUUAGCCACCCUCCGGGUUCUUUUUUCUGGAGGGUGGUUUCCCUGGUCCAGUGGCAGGCUAAGGCAGUUGGGAGUUCUCUUAUGGAACUUCCCUCCUCCUGUCUUUCUCCUCCUGUGCGGUUGUGAUCUCCGGUGGGAGAAAGUGAAGCGCGGCACUCACUUCCUCUAACCCGGCUGCCGAACAGGAAGGGGCCUAGUCGCCCUGUUUAAGUGUCACAGCACCCGACCGGGCUCCUGAUGACACAUGCUCAUUGGGUGGCCCUUAGCUCUGUGCAGCCACACCGCCAGGUCCAUGGGGGCUGCUCAAAUCGUGGGGCAGCUGCUCUGGAGCCCCCCAGGAGCAACUGGCUCCUGCCGCCCCGUUUGCCCCGCGUUAAAGACGGCCCUGAUUGAAUCCUCUAUGAGGAAAGUUCAGUGCUGAGCUGCCAGGAAGCAUGUCCAGUGGACAUCUAACAAGUGGCCACUGCAGGUGUCCCUACACUUUAAUGUAAACACUGCCUUUUCUACGAAAAGACAGUGUUUUCUGCAAAAAGCCUGCAGGGACUGACUAUACUCACCAGAACAACAACAUUAAACUGUAGUUGGUCUGGUGACUAGAGUGUCCCCUUAAGGUUUUCCUUGUCGUGGCAAAGGUUGUUGUGGGCUAAAUGUCAUAUAAGAGGAGUGUGUUUAGGAUAAAAGUGGCCCAUGUAGUAUUGGUAUUGUAAAUGUGACUGCAUGGGAGGGGCUGUGUUCUAAUCAAUGAGUUUGAAUGCAAAUAUAGACUGAUCUGCAUAUGGACUGAGGGUUUUAUUUAAGAAAUAAACCUCUAGCAUGUAAGCUCAUCGAGCAGGGCCCUCAACCCCCUCUGUUCCUGUACGUCAGUGGUCUGAUCUCAAUUAUGUGUCUGUUAGUCCACCCAUUGUACAGCGCUACGGAAUUUGUUGGCGCUAUAUAAAUAAUAAAAUAAUAAUAAUAAAUAAUAAUAAUAGGAGACAUUUCAGUAGAAUUUGUUGCUCCAAAACAAGCAGUACAUCAAACUUAUUAAUCACCCUAUAUUACGAUCAUGUCCAAAAAGAUUGCAGGUGUGUGCUUUAUCUGUGAAAGGCUGUAUAAAAUUGAUUGAAGUAAUGCACAAUUUUAAUUCAUCUAUUCAAAAAUAAUAUAACAGUAAUUAUGUUUUAGGACCACCUAUCAUGCAGAACUUAUAUUUUUUGAGGUGCAUCUUAAAAAUCCAGUCGUAUAAUCUAAACAUAGUACUGAUAUGCAGCUUUGGGAUAUACCUGGCAUGAUGCAUAUAUCUAUACUUCACCAUUCAAAAUUUAACCGUACGUGUCACAGCUGCCAAAGUUUUCGAAUAAAUGAAAAAAGACAUUCGAGGAAUUUAGGAUAGUGCAAACCUUUUUUUUUUUUUUUUUUUCUUUGUUCUUAGUGUCUGCACCAACAGCUAGAGGUGAUUCCUGGAUAUGAGGAGCUUUUGGCUGACAUUGUGAAUAUCUGUGUUGAUUAUUAUGAAAACAAAAUGUACCUUACUCCAAGUGAAAAACACAUGCUUCUCAAGGUAAAACAGUUUGUUAUUCGUUGAAUUGGGUGCAUGAUUGAUUUAAGUGACACGUUUCUUACGUUAGAGUGGAAUUUUCAUAAAGCAUAACAGUUGAGAUUAGUUGAGUAAAUUCAGGAUAGAAGAUUUUUUUCCAUGAAACACAAAUGUAAAAAAGUAAACUGUGUUAGUCAAAUUAUCAGAUUGACACCUUCCAUUAUUGCAUACUCUAAUUUAUGAACAGUUUUGUUCUUGUAUGGAUCCAUACAUGUAAACCAAGUAAUUAGUUGUAAUAAAUAUAUUAGACAUGUGAAAUGAUUUUCACUUAGUAGACAAAAAGUUACAAAUUGAAAAUGUGUUAAGGAACAUUGAAGAUUGCGUUAUUUCUUGAUCUAGCUUUCAUUCGUUCUGUGUAUCCUUAAAAGAUUGUCAGGAAGAAUGCGUACUUCAUGAUGGUAUUGUCGCAAUUCUUUAAAGAUACUCUCUAGGCACCAUAACUACAACCAUGAUAUGGUCUUAUCAGUUUGUAGAAAAGUUCCACUCCUAAAUGAUGAAUAGAACUGCUCUUGGAGGAUAAUCUAUGUAUAUCCACAUUCUCUACUGAACAUGUGUUUAUGGCAUAAAAGUCUCUUCCUGGUUAGGGAGAAGUCCAGUCCCAAAAGGGACCUUUACUAAACUACUGCCCUACUCAUUAAUGGUGGCCUUGGCUCUGGGCCACAUAUGCCAUCUAAUGUCAAUAUGCUUAAUCUGUAUGUGUGAGAGUGUUUUUCAAUGUUUCAGGUAAUGGGAUUUGGAUUGUAUCUAAUGGAUGGAAAUGUCAGUAACAUUUAUAAAUUGGAUGCAAAGAAGAGAAUCAACCUCAGCAAAAUCGACAAAUUCUUCAAGGUGAUGUUUAAAAUAUGGCCUUAGCACUUGUUUUUAACCUCAGAACAUCUCUACAUGAGUGCCCUGUAAGUUCUUCAUGCAAAGGUGGCAAAGGUUUUAUGUCACUAGUGAGUGAACCCUAGACAACCGCUGGUGACCCUUAACCCACCGGCUGCAGUUGGACAUCACUCCCCAUGGUAAGAUAUCCCUACCCUGAACUACACUCCCCACGGUAAGAUAUCCCUGCCCUGAACUACACUCCCCACGGUAAGAAAUCCCUACCCUGAACUACACUCCCCAUGGUAAGAUAUCCCUACCCUGAACUACACUCCCCACGGUAAGAUAUCCCUGCCCUGAACUACACUCCCCACGGUAAGAUAUCCCUGCCCUGAACUACACUCCCCACAGUAAGAUAUCCCUACCCUGAACUACACUCCCCAUGGUGAGAUAUCCCUGCCCUGAACUACACUCCCCAUGGUAAGAUAUCCCUACCCUGAACUACACUCCCCAUGGUAAGAUAUCCCUACCCUGAACUACACUCCCCAUGGUAAAAUAUCCCUUUCCUGAACUACACUCCCCAUGGUAAGAUAUUCCUACCCUGAACUAAACUCCCCAUUUUAAGAUAUCCCUACCCUGAACUAAACUCCCCAUGGUAAGAUAUCCCUACCCUGAACUACACUCCCCAUGGUAAGAUAUCCCUACCCUGAACUACACUCCCCAUGGUAAGAUAUCCCUACCCUGAACUAAACUCCCCAUGGUAAGAUAUCCCUACCCUGAACUACACUUCCCAUGGUAAGAUAUCCCUACCCUGAACUAAACUCCCCAUGGUAAGAUAUCCCUACCCUGAACUACACUCCCCAUGGUAAGAUAUCCCUACCCUGAACUACACUCCCCAUGGUAAAAUAUCCCUGCCCUGAACUACACUCCCCACGUUAAUAUAACCCUGCCUUGAACUACACUCCCCAUGGUAAUAUAACCCUGCCUUGAACUACACUCCCCAUGGUAAGAUAUCCCUGCCCUGAACUACACUCCCCAUGAUAAGAUAUCCCUACCCUGAACUACACUCCCCAUGGUAAGAUAUCCCUGCCCUGAACUACACUCCCCACGGUAAGAUAUCCCUACCUAGACUACACUCCCCAUGGUAAGAUGUCCCUGCCUGAACUACACUCCCCACGGUAGAUAUCCCUACCUGAACUACACUCCCCCACAUUAAUAUAUUACCUUGAACACUCUGAUAAUAUAACCCUGCCUUGAACUACACUCCCCAUGGUAAAGAUAUGCCUACCCUGAACUUCACUCCCCAUGGUAGAUAUCCACUACCUGAACUACACUCCCCAUGGUAAGAUAUCCCUACCCUGAACUACUCCCCACGGUAAGAUGUCAGUGGUGGUGAACCCUAGACAAGCAGCUGGUAUAACCCACGGCUGCAGUUGGACAUCUGUUUAACCCUGAACUACACUCCCCCCACACAAUAUAACUUCCUGUGUGACUACACUCCCCACAUUAAUAUAACCCUGCCUUGAACUACACUCCCCCAUGGUAAGAUGUACCUACCCUGAACUACACUCCCCAUGAGUAUGUCCUACCUGAACUGCACCUCCCCAUGGUAGAUAUCCCUACCCUAGACUUCCUCCCCAUGUCAGUGAGUGAGUGAACCCUAGACAGCUGGUGACCCAUAUAACCCGACUGCAGAUUGGACAUCUGUUUUAACCCUGAACUACACUCCCAGGUGUAUAACCCUGCUGUGAACUACACUCCCCACGGUAAUAUAGCCCUGCAGCCAGACUUCCUCCCCAUGCGUGAGAUGUCCCUACACUGAACUAAACUCCCCAUGGUAUCCCUAGACUACACUCCCCAUGGUAAGAUAUCCCUACGCUGAACUACACUCCCCAUGGUAAGAUAUCCCUACCCUGAACUACACUCCCCAUGGUAAGAUAUCCCUACCCUGAACUAAACUCCCCAUGGUAAGAUAUCCCUACCCUGAACUACACUCCCCAUGGUAAGAUAUCCCUACCCUGAACUACACUCCCCAUGGUAAGAUAUCCCUACCCUGAACUAAACUCCCCAUGGUAAGAUAUCCCUACCCUGAACUACACUCCCCAUGGUAAAAUAUCCCUUUCCUGAACUACACUCCCCAUGGUAAGAUAUUCCUACCCUGAACUAAACUCCCCAUUUUAAGAUAUCCCUACCCUGAACUACACUCCCCACGUUAAUAUAACCCUGCCUUGAACUACACUCCCCACAGUAAUAUAACCCUGCCUUGAACUACACUCCCCAUGGUAAUAUAACCCUGCCUUGAACUACACUCCCCAUGGUAAGAUAUCCCUACACUGAACUACACUCCCCAUGGUAAGAUAUCCCUGCCCUGAACUACACUCCCCAUGGUAAGAUAUCCCUACCCUGAACUAAACUCCCCAUGGUAAGAUAUCCCUACCCUGAACUACACUCCCCAUGGUAAGAUAUCCAUACCCUGAACUACACUCCCCACGUUAAUAUAACCCUGCCUUGAACUACACUCCCCAUGGUAAGAUAUCCCUGCCCUGAACUACACUCCCCAUGGUAAUAUAACCCUGCCUCGAACUACACGCCAAGGUAUCCCAACCCUGAACUAUAAUUCCUAUGCUAUAGUAAGAUACCCCUGCUCUAGACAGACAUGAUAAUGUGUGUUUUCUAUUUGUUAAAAUAAAAACUAAACAUAAUAAUUACUCAUAAUAUAAGUACUAAAACUAUAUCAAACAGCUCUAUCUUGCUCCCAUUUUUAAUAAAAAAGAAAUAAAAGUAAUUAAAACUAAAUAUAUUUAAGUAAAAGGUACAAUCUGGGCAUCAAUACCACUUUAAAGCAUUGGCCUCAUUAACAUGCUGUAUUUUUGCAGGCUCAAAACUUUAUAGUUCUUGCAUAAAAUAAAUGUUUUGCAAAAUGCUGCACAAUAAGCCGGCCUCCUAGGCCACACCCCCUCAAACCUGAAAAAGACUUCCUUAUCAGAAAGAUUUUCAUACAGCUAAGCCACUGAUGGUAGUGAAUAAUCUGGAAACAAAACAACCUGCAUUAGGACAGGACACCCAUGGAGACAUAUAGUAAGGAUAUCACUACCAGUUUAUAGUUCCUGUGACUGUCUGCACCCAAAAUAUGAAUAAAAAAACAUCUCACUCAGCGCUGUUGUGGCUGAGACUGUUUGCAUACCUUUGAUAAGGAAGUCUAUUCAGGCAUGAGGGGGAGUGGCUAAAAUGGUGCAGCAUUCUGCCUAACAUUUUUUGUGCUAAAUCUAUAAAGAUUUGACUAUGCCAGGGCAUAAUUAUGAGGCCUAAAUCUAUCAAUAGCAUUAAAUCUGUAUUGGUGCUCGGAGUGCCCAUGUAAGUGUUCUCUUUUUUUUUUGUUUGUUUGUUUGUUUUCUUUACAACUAUUAAUACAAUUGUAAAUACAGUAUUUCCAGGUUCUUCUUUAAACCAUGUUUUCUAAGAAGUGUUUCAAAACUAUUUGUCCAUAUACAGUCUCAAAAAUUGUUUGUGCUGAUUGCAGAAUGCUGCCAUUUUUAAGUUUUGCUAAGUGGCCGGCGCCUGUCUCUUUUCUUUUGCAGCAGUUGCAGGUGGUGCCGCUAUUUGGUGACAUGCAGAUAGAGCUGGCCAGAUACAUUAAGACCAGUGCUCACUAUGAAGAGAACAAAUCAAAGUGAGUGCGUGCCGUAAUGUCUCUCGGCGCUUUGGAAAAAGAAGUCGAAUAGGAUCGCCAUGGAGCCGCCUUACAGAAUUCUGUCCCAUUGGAAAGGUUUACUACAGUACUAAGCAGCUUAUGGUUGUAAAAAUGCUUUUAAGAUAGCCUAGUUUGCUGCCAUGAGCUGUUUAAUAUUGUAGUUACUUUGUGUAUUAAAAAUUCUUGGAUACUUUGAUAAGGAAUGUUGCUCCUGGACAGUUUACUAUGGAGCAUUCAGAUUCUGACAUGUAAUUGGGCACCAAACCAUAUAUUUGAAGGUGCAGUUUAAGAAAUGCAUUUCUAAAUCUUUGGUCCCAGUGCCCAAUAACUGUCAGAAUUUGGUCAGAAGUUUUAAAAUGGGCAGGAGCAGCAACUGAUCUGAAAGUUGACAAGAGCUUGGAUCAAUGUCAUAAUUCUUUUUUUUUGUUUUUGUUUUAUUAGCUCACAUAUUUUUUUGCAUUCAUUGCAUUCACAUUUGUCCUUAUUCACUAAACCAAGAAUUGUUAGGAAUUAACAUGAGGGUUGCACUUCCCUUUCCAAUUCCCAAUGAAUGCUGGUUACGUGAUUAAAGGACCACUAUAGUGCCAGGAAAACAUACUCGUUUUCCUGGCACUAUAGUGCCCUGAGGGUGCCCCCACCCUCAGGGUCCCACUCCCGCCUGGCUCUGGAAAGGGGAAAGGGGUUAAAACUUACCUUUUCCAGCGCUGGGCGGGGAGCUCUCUGCCUCCUCUCCUCCUCCGUUCCUCCUCCUGGGCUGAAUGCGCACGCGCGGCAAGAGCUGUGCGCGCAUUCAGCCCGUCGCAUAGGAAAGCAUUUACAAUGCUUUCCUAUGGACGCUUACGUGCUCUCACUGUGAAAAUCACAGUGAGAAGCACGCAAGCGCCUCUAGUGGCUGUCAAUGAGACAGCUACUAGAGGAUUAGGGGGAAGGCUUAACCCAUUCAUAAUUAUAGCAGUUUCUCUGAAACUGCUAUAAUUAUGAAAAAAUGGGUUAACCCUAGAAGGACCUGGCACCCAGACCACUUCAUUAAGCUGAAGUGGUCUGGGUGCCUAGAGUGGUCCUUUAACCCCUUCACGUGCACAUUUAGCAAUGUUUUGUAUCAAUCAAAGUUGACACUGGCAGGAUUAUUCACUAAAAUGAGAAUUGUCAGGAAAUCAAAGUGAAUUUCAAAAUGUAGGACAAUCUUGCCGAAUUAGAAAAAAUCUCCCAAGUCAAUUCUGUUUUUAAAUUUAAAAUUCACUUUAAAUUCACAUUGAUUUCCCAGCAAUUUUUAUUUUAGUAAAUAAGCGUGUGGCUGAUUAGUUUGUGUAUUUUUUUGUAGAUUUAAAUGACCACUAAAGUUACAAUGACCAAUUCAUCUUUAAAAAGUUCCCCUUCUGCAGUGACCAUUUAGCUUUAAUCCUGCAAUGUAAAACAUUACAGUUUUGUAGAUAUGGCAAUGUUUCCAUUGUAGGUUUAAACACAACUCUUGUGUCUGUCUUCCUGGCAGUCACUAGAGAGACACUUCCAUAUGAGAACCAAGUCACACUUCAUUCUCAAUCACAUGCUAGACUCACAAUGCUUCUUUAACUUUGGCUUGGCUGAGAUCGUCAAUUUUAAUGAUAUUGUCUAGGGAGGUGGAGCGGCCACAGUGAGACCAACGUAAUUGAGGGAAGAAUAGUAACCUAAGUAGGUAAAAAACUUGUCUGUAUUCUUAAUACUAUAGUGUUUCUUUAAGAAAACACUGUAAUAAAGAUACAGGUGAGAGAUAAAUGUCACCAUCAUAAGCCUUGAGUAUAGGGUUCGCAAUUUCUCUCUCUCUCAAAUUCUCAAUUUUGAAUGUUUGAAUGUGGAUAACUGAAUGGAUCACAUCUGUGCAGCUAUGGAGCUCCAAUCUCAUAUUUAUGAAAGUGAGGGCUACCUCCUGAGUUCCUGAGUGGCAGUUGCCAAGUAUUAAUGACGGCAGCUGAAAUAGAUUCAACCCAAGACUGUAACCUCAGACAUCAGUGAGACAUGUGUGUACCAAUGCUGCCUUUACAGUAAUCUCCUCCCCUUAACAUAUACAAUAUCCCAAUACACUACACAAUAACCCCUACAGCAAGCAUGUCAAACUCAAAGUCUAGCAUGGGCUACAUAAACAAGGUUUAAGUUUAUGUGGGCCGCAAAAAAACAAACCUUAAAUUUUCAUAGAAACGUAGGUUUAUUUUGAAAAGUACAGUAUUAAAAAAAAAAAAAAAAAACAGCAUCCCCCUCUACUAAACCACAACACCCCCCUCUACUAAAUCCCAGUCCCCCCUUCUACUAAAUCCCAGUCCUCCCCCCUCCCCAUAUACUAAAUGCCAGUACCCCACUCUAGCCAACUAGCAGACUGUACUCACAUUAACGCUGCCAGUAUGCGACUUUGGAGUCCGGCCUCUGAUAUGCCCCAAAUGGCACCGUCUGCACCCUGUGCCAAAUCUGAUCCUCCCGCUACUUCCAGAAACCCUGUGAAGGUGGGUGGAGCACGUCGAUGUCAUGUCGGAAUGUGACGUAGCUUUGCGUGCCUCCAUGCACCUCCAUGUACUCCACUGUCCAGUCGCAGCCAAUGUAAUACUGACCAACACACAUACACACAUACUCACUGACAGACACACACACACUGACAGACACGCACACACUGACAGAUACACUCACAGACACACACAUACUCCCUGACAGACACACACACUCACUGACAGACACACUCACUGACACACACACACACACACACACAGACUUACACAUACUCACUGACAGACAUACACACACUUCCUCACUGACAGACAUACACAAACACACACACACUCACUCACUGGCAGACACACACACACUCACUGACACACACACAUACAGACACACACUCACUGACACACACACACAUACAGUCACUGACACACACACACUGACAGACACACACACACCCAUUUAUACAUUCUUGCACUCACAUAAUUUUAUUUAUUGCUCCCUACCUUUGGGAGCUGGUGUGGGCCCUCUUCUAUCUGGAGCUCAGCCUUCCUGCUCUUCACUGCUCCCUUGCGUGCAGUUUAGUGAUGCCGGGUGCCGGAAAAUGACGUCAUAUUCCGGCGCCAGUCAUCAAUACAGACAGCGCGCGUGAGGGAGCAGUGAGGAGCAGGAAGGCUGAGCUCCCUCGCUGCCGCAGGAACCUCUCCUCCCCGGCCAGGUAACUUUUAGCAGAGUAGGCACCUGCAAUGUGGGGAGAGCAGGUGCUUACACUGCUUUAACACUAAGCAUGCACUCGCGGCUCGCCGGGCCACAAAGAUGUCCAUUGUGGGCUGCAUGCAGUCUGGGCUGCGAGUUUGACAUACUUGACCUACAGUAUUACUAACCAUUAACCGCUAAACUAACACUAUCACAAAAUAUUAACCCCUAGACUACCUUAACACUAUUGCUAAAAUGAACCCACAUUAACCUCUAUACUGCCCCUGUAGAACCCCAACCCUAACCAUAAAAAUAUUAUGCAAUAUAAACAAUGCUUCAUUGUGACUUGACUUGAUUUUGUGGUUUAUUAUGAUGUGUACGUGCGUGCAUUUUGGCUUUUUGUGAAAUUGGAUGGUAUUUGAGCACUUCUAAAAUUCGUUAUCACAAGGAACAGAUAAGUAGUCACAAUAGGACUAUAAUCCUGUAGUUAUGUAGCAUGACACACAGGUAUAUAACACGUAGCAUAAGUAGUUCUUUAGUCCAUCUGAACAAAAUGAGUUCCUAUUACAUUUGAUGUGUCCUGAAUAUGAACUUGGUAACAGGAACUUUCCACAGUAUAGCUGACUUCUGGGAGAAACUGACAAGUUACCUCAUAUCAUCAAGAACAAUAAGCGAUAGUCAGUGCAUGGUGAGAACAGGCUAUUAAGGAGGAACUGGCAGUUUGUAUUGUUGAAGUUAUAUAUUAUGUUUUUCCAUUUAUUUACUUCCACUGUUCAUGCAAAUGUUUUUUUUAAAAGGCAAGAAAAGGGUAUAGGAAAUCAUAUUACCUCUGACAACUAAACGGAUCGACAGGUGCUGCCAUUUUCAAUAAUUAAUUUUAAGGUUGUCAUGUGCCUAUUUUUUAAAUAUACUUUUGUUUCUGAUGUUUUCUCCAUGACUCCCCCCUUUCAUGCAAAUAAACACAAAGAGAUGAGAACAUGUUGAUUUCAAAAGGGACAUUUGUGCAUGAGUUUGCCAUGUUAGUUUCUCCAAAGAUGAGUCCGCAUUAAGAUAAGUAAGUUAAUUUACAUUAAAUGUCUUGACAAUUCUUUUUUUUGGGAAGACAAAUGCUAUGACCAGAAGUUAAAAUUAUUUCAAUAUUUUAAAAACAGGGCUGUGAAUAAGAGAUUAGUUCUUUAUUAAGUUUUGACAUGAGUGCAGUACCUUACAUUUCCAUUGGUGUCUGCCAUCUAGGUGGGCGGUGUUUAGUCUUAACGUGGGUAGUAACUGGAAAAGAAGAGUAAGUUGUGGGCACAGUUGGGUUGGAAAUCAAGUAGAUGUAGAUAUACAAGCCCACCUCUUGGAGAUAUUACUCUGGUCUGACUUGUCGAAACCAAAUAAACCUGGUGCAAACCCAAUUGCUCAGGGCUGUGUAUAAUUGUGGUUAUUCAUACAGUUUUGUAUGAUAUAUAUUUGUUCUGUGAGGUUGUUUACAUGUCCUGUUGAGGCCAAUCCACAGGUUUAAGCACCUGUUUCCUGCCCAGGUGGACCUGCACUCAGAGCAGUAUCAGCCCUCAAUACAAUAUCUGUGAGCAGAUGGUCCAGAUUCGAGAUGACCACAUCCGUUUCAUCUCCGAGUUGGCGCGUUACAGCAACAGUGAGGUAAGAAUUAGUAUGCAAUUAAUAAUAAAUAAAGUUUAUGAUUCUAACAUUAAAGUCUCAAUAAAUACAAAUUGCCUUUAUCUGAAAUAACACACAGUGAUUUGUAGUAAAUGGGAAAUUGAAAUGCAACAUUUUAGGAAAUAUAGAUGAUGUGGAAAAAAAUCUAUAGUCACAGCUUGAUUAUUUUUCCUAAAUUUUGCAAUUCAGUUUUAAAUCCACUACAAUUUGCUACUUAAUGAAUAAAACACCUGGGGCCCCCAUAGCCACUGGCACAUUAAAAAGGAUUUUUCUUGUGGUGAUAAAGCUGUGCAUGGAUUCUUUAUCCCUCCCUUCACAGCUGACAGACUAUGUAUCCAAAUAGAUAGGAGAUCAAUUGUCAACAGAUAGUUUGCACCAGUACAACUAAAAUAAAAAAGAGAGACAUACAGGCACACUAAACCUAAACUGAACCAUUAUUUUUUAUUUAAUCCCUAUAUAUACAUAAUAUAUGUGUUUUUGGCUCCAGGACAUUUUUUGUUCAUAUUAAUAAAUUAAUUCAGACAUGUUUAGACAUGGCUAAAGGAAAACUCUAAACUCCUUAACACAUACAUAAUGGUUAUGGUGCCAGGAGGGAUUUAGAAAGUUUGACUUCUUACUUGGGGUCUGCCAGGUGUCACUCUCCACCACCACCACAUCAGUCAGAAAGCUGCAAACUCCUAUUUAGGAGUUUCCAUUAGCGUUCCUGAGCUGAACCCUGCAGUGCGGGACAAGCUCAUUGGUGGAGAGCGUCGGCUGGUGCCUCUCUUCUAAUGACCUGCACUGCCCGACUUAGCUCAGGCAGAGAUCUUCCAGCUCUCUGACUGAUGUAGAGAAGGUGGGUAGCUGUUCUAAAAUGGUCUGACAAGUCAGUGGGUAAGGGGCAUGCUCCUGGCACCAUACCCACUACUGUACUUGGGGUGUUUCUUUAAAACAAAUCUCUCACGUUUGUGGAAGUGACAGUUCCUCAAUACCUGACACUUGUAAUUGCUAUAUAAAGGAUUACUUGUGUUUAUUAAUGCAGCGUAGGCAAAUUCAAAAACCCAACACAAUUAUAUCUGCAACACUACUAUGACCACAUCAAUAUUAUCUUCUCAUGGUGCUCCAGGUCAUUUACAGUGCAUUCCUUUAGUAGUGCUAUUUUGCUUUAGUGCUUUAAUUGUAAAGCACCGAGUAAUAUGUUGGCACUAUAAAAAUGCCAAUAAUAAUAAUAAGUUCAAACCAAAUAGUUUAAAAAGUUACAUUCUUGCAUAGAGAUUUUUUCUUUAGUAUAUUAUUUAUACUUGUUUACCUGCUGACAGGUGGUGACUGGCUCAGGUUUGGACAGCCAGAAGUCUGACGAAGAAUACAGGGAGCUGUUUGACUUAGCUCUAAGGGGUCUGCAGUUACUGUCCAAGUGGAGUGCGCAUGUCAUGGAAGUGGUGAGUACUAGAGACCUAACAUUUCUAUUGGUCAGAACUAGAUGGCCGUUUAUUUAAGGGAUAACAUAAUUUUCCAGGAUUACUGAUAUAUUGUUUAUUCAUCUCUGUUUGUGAGGUGUGAAAAUUAAAUUAAGGGUAAAAACCCACACCUAUUUAUUCUGGAACUGGGUGCCUCCAUCUUUGCUCCCUGACAGUCAUUAUGCAACUAGCACUCAGCAAGGAAGAGGAGAAAUUAAACAAUGUUUACAUUUCUUAUCUUCAUGUGCAAUGUUACCAUGUCUGAACUGUAUUAUUAUGUAAUUUGCUAAAUGUUUAAAGCAGGGUUGUCCAAAAGGUAGAUCCCCAGAUGUUUUGAAUCUACAGAUUCCAUGAUGCUUUGUCAUUCUAAAGGCAGGCAAAACUUUAUCAGAGUUGUAGUUCUACAACAUCUGGACACCCCGGUUUAAAGGGACCAGCUUUUUUGACACCCCUGGUUUAGAGGGACACUUCAGACCCCUAAAGCUGGCUGAAGUGAUUUUUUUUGUGCUUCAGAGGAACAGACAGUCUUGCACUGCACCAACAGCAGUGGCAAGAGAAUAAGUAUACACAGUUAUACAGUAUAGGGCAGUCUAUAAUACAGCACAUAUUUUAGUAAGAAUAAGUUUUACGUUCAGGAGUGGUACAUAGAGUUGAGAGACAUUUUAGCAGAUAAUUACGAGAGUGAACGUGAGCGGCGUAGCUAACAAAUGUCAUAAGAGAGACUGCACUUUUUAUGAUAUGGAACAUGCUAGGCAUAUAGGAUAUAGCUCACGGCAGUACAAUGGUAACAGGUAUACAGGGAGUGCAGAAUUAUUAGGCAAGUUGUAUUUUUGAGGAUUAAUUUUAUUAUUGAACAACAACCAUGUUCUCAAUGAACCCAAAAAACUCAUUAAUAUCAAAGCUGAAUAUUUUUGGAAGUAGUUUUUAGUUUGUUUUUAGUUAUAGCUAUGUUAGGGGGAUAUCUGUGUGUGCAGGUGACUAUUACUGUGCAUAAUUAUUAGGCAACUUAACAAAAAACAAAUAUAUACCCAUUUCAAUUAUUUAUUAUUACCAGUGAAACCAGUAUAACAUCUCAACAUUCACAAAUAUACAUUUCUGACAUUCAAAAACAAAACAAAAACAAAUCAGUGACCAAUAUAGCCACCUCUCUUUGCAAGGACACUCAAAAGCCUGCCAUCCAUGGAUUCUGUCAGUGUUUUGAUCUGUUCACCAUCAACAUUGCGUGCAGCAGCAACCACAGCCUCCCAGACACUGUUCAGAGAGGUGUACUGUUUUCCCUCCUUGUAAAUCUCACAUUUGAUGAUGGACCACAGGUUCUCAAUGGGGUUCAGAUCAGGUGAACAAGGAGGCCAUGUCAUUAGAUUUUCUUCUUUUAUACCCUUUCUUGCCAGCCACGCUGUGGAGUACUUGGACGCGUGUGAUGGAGCAUUGUCCUGCAUGAAAAUCAUGUUUUUCUUGAAGGAUGCAGACUUCUUCCUGUACCACUGCUUGAAGAAGGUGUCUUCCAGGAACUGGCAGUAGGACUGGGAGUUGAGCUUGACUCCAUCCUCAACCCGAAAAGGCCCCACAAGCUCAUCUUUGAUGAUACCAGCCCAAACCAGUACUCCACCUCCACCUUGCUGGCGUCUGAGUCGGACUGGAGCUCUCUGCCCUUUACCAAUCCAGCCACGGGCCCAUCCAUCUGGCCCAUCAAGACUCACUCUCAUUUCAUCAGUCCAUAAAACCUUAGAAAAAUCAGUCUUGAGAUAUUUCUUGGCCCAGUCUUGACGUUUCAGCUUGUGUGUCUUGUUCAGUGGUGGUCGUCUUUCAGCCUUUCUUACCUUGGCCAUGUCUCUGAGUAUUGCACACCUUGUGCUUUUGGGCACUCCAGUGAUGUUGCAGCUCUGAAAUAUGGCCAAACUGGUGGCAAGUGGCAUCGUGGCAGCUGCACGCUUGACUUUUCUCAGUUCAUGGGCAGUUAUUUUGCGCCUUGGUUUUUCCACACGCUUCUUGCGACCCUGUUGACUAUUUUGAAUGAAACGCUUGAUUGUUCGAUGAUCACGCUUCAGAAGCUUUGCAAUUUUAAGAGUGCUGCAUCCCUCUGCAAGAUAUCUCACUAUUUUUGACUUUUCUGAGCUUGUCAAGUCCUUCUUUUGACCCAUUUUGCCAAAGGAAAGGAAGUUGCCUAAUAAUUAUGCACACCUGAUAUAGGGUGUUGAUGUCAUUAGACCACACCCCUUCUCAUUACAGAGAUGCACAUCACCUAAUAUGCUUAAUUGGUAGUAGGCUUUCGAGCCUAUACAGCUUGGAGUAAGACAACAUGCAUAAAGAGGAUGAUGUGGUCAAAAUACUCAUUUGCCUAAUAAUUCUGCACUCCCUGUAGGUAGAGAGCUUGACGUGUAGCUAUAACUAAAGAAACCACUAUAAUAGAAAGAAUGGUUUCAGGCCAACAUGAAAUCAGUGCAGGCUAGGAAUAGACUAUCAGAGUAUAGAGAUGCACACUAUAGGCACUGUGACUGAAAAAUCCUCCAACACCAUGGGUAAGUGCUCCUCAGGUUUGUGCUUUUUAGCCUGCUGCUCCCUAAGUGCCAAUUUUCUCCAGAAGACAUUGAAUAGGUUGUCCAACCUAGCCAGCAAGUUAGGCUUCUCUUUGUUGUACUUGGGAGCACAUGUUGGUUCCGCCAUUUUGCUUGACACCGCUUUUACAUUCUGCUUGCACAGCACCAUUGUGUGAGUUCGUUGCAGGUGGGUUGCCUCUCAGGAGCGAACCCUGGGGAGGGGGAGGUAAGGGUAAAAUUUUGGUAGAUCCACACCUCUGUUGCAGGGACAAGGAGAGGGGCCGUCUCUCCCCAGCGCUGUCAUCUGCAGGCCGCUUUGAACCAUCUCGGGCCCCUGAUCACCAAAAACAUUUGGGUAAAGUAUCAGGCUUUUCACCAGGGUACCCCGAACUCAGGUAGUACACCCCGGUUUUUGUGCAAUCUCGGUUAUGGUGAGUAUUCUUAGAUAAUCGGCUAAUAAAGCAGGAGCCCAGCUAUCAUGCGACUGCUCAGCUUGCUUGUUAGGCCCAGCCCAGGCUGAAGUGAUUUAUGUGUGAAGAGUGUGAUCAUUUUUUUCAUUUUACAAAAAGUUUAAAUUGACACUUUUAUAAAGAAACCUUGUUAUACCCCGCUGGCUGUCAUUCAGACAACUGGUCCUGUUUCUUGUUACUUAACGCAGCGGAGCUAAACGCAAAAGGCAGACAAUUGCUCAGAGCACCUGUCUUGCAAAUACUUCUCAUUGAGCUGCAUUGUGAAGUCUAUGAUUGGACAGCCACAGAAGGUCUGGGCUGGAGAAGAAGUGGAGGAUUUGAAAAGGCUUCAGACAAGACAUCUUCAACUCUUUGUGAUAUACCGAUGAGCAAAAAUGUGUAUCUACUAAAUAGUGAUUAUUAUUUAUUUUGAAUUUGGGCAAUACAUAAAAAAAAAAAAAAAGUUUAUAAGGAAAAGGUUUUCAAAAAUUCUUUAUUUUUGUUGUGCAGAUAAAUACAAAGAUGCCUGUUAUGCCACAACAGCAGAAGCAAGCUCAGUUAUAGCAACAUAGUAAACACAAGUAUGGCAUUUGAUAAUCAGCACAUUUUUGUAGGUGUAGGAAUAAACAGUGUUAUUCAGGCUUGAUAGACAUGUCUUAGCAUACAACUUAGAGAGGAUAUUCAGGCACAGAAAAUAUAGUAGACAUGGUGAUUGCAUAGAAAAAUUAAAUCAUGCUGGCAAUGUAUGUACCACAUUAUACGAUGUAGAACAGAGGCAUGCUUGAGGUACAUACUAGGCAAAACCAAAUAAACGUUAACUGCAGGAGAGUGUCCCAAUGUAUAAGUGGGUAAGAAAUAAUGGUAGGGUUAUACGCUAGUUAUGCGACCUGCCUGCACCUCAUGGUAGAGGGCCAAUGCAUUAAAGGUAUGGCAGAUCCUUCCCCACAUGGGGUUUGAAGUGCUGACUCCACUUCUCCUGCUCCAGGUGAGAGACUUGUGCCAUGAGAGAUGAUCUGCUCUGAAUCUUGGCCCAGAAUUCGUCAAACAGCCGGUCGAGUGCUUCUGAGAGAUGGUCUCGGAGAGGGCCUUGUGUCGGUGCGUGCUGCUCUGGCGCCAUCUUGGAUAAUGCCCGCAUACACAGUAAUAGUGAGGCACACUGUAUGUCCGGUGGGGGGGGAGGGGGACGCAGGGCCUAGUAGUCGAGUUAACGAUCAGGUGCUGGGGAAGCAGCCGUCUCCCCAAUGUGUUCAUCUGCCGCGGCCCCGGAAGCUGCAGUCUGCCUUUGCUCGGGCCAGUCAGCGAAAGAUGCACCUUCCCUUUAGCAACGUGCAGGGUCACCACCAAGCAGAAGCAUCAGCCAGAGUAAGCUAGAAUCAGGAGUUAUUUUCAAUAUUUUGUGAGAGCUAGCACAGAAUGCGACUGUCGAGCAUGGCGGUCAGGCCUCGGCGCCCGACCCCAAUUUUAGGUGAUUUUGAAUGUUUUGUUCAGUGCAGUAAAUUGACAAGUGACAGUUCCCCUUUAAGUCAGUCAUAAUUCUGAUUGGAAAAUGCUUUAAGCUUGAAAUUUUAAAAAAAAUCCUGUGCUGGAUUCUACAGCAGUGCUGGUACUAUGAUGUGAGAAGAUUUUAUCCAAGCAAAUAUCUUUGCUUAGAUUCAUUACAAAUAUAAGAAGAAAAAAAGUUGAUUUAUUAGAACAAGCAGUAGGAAUUUCUCCAGUGAAUGCUAGUUUAAUUUCCAGCUUCAAGUUCUAAGUGUGUAAACUGCUCAGUUAGCUUUCUGGAGGGGAGGUCACAAUUCAGAUUGCAAGUAACACUGUGAAGGAGAGCAUGGAGCCUGAAACGUGAUAAUAACUGUAUAAGGAGUAUCCAUUAUCCAUUAUUAUUUCUUUUUAUUAUAGUGGCAUUGCUUCAGACACUAAAAGGGCAAAUAAAAGAAAUAUCAUAGUUAUACACAAGUGAAAAUUGUGUUUUCCCCAUCUGAUAUUCUACCUUGCUCUGCAGUUUUCACAUUUAAUUUGGUCAGAUAUUUUUGCUGUUAUGUAUAUGGCUAUCAGGAACAAAUAUUUGUUUGGCAAUAAAACGUGUAACUAGGUAUGUAGGAUUUGAGUGAUAAAAGUUUAUUUCCAUCUUGUUCAUUCAACACAAUGAAAGGGAUUGCAAGUGUUUACAUACAAUGGUAAACAAUCAGCAACCUGGCCUCCUUUAAGUCUGACUAACCUUGACACUGUUUAUCAGCCUUAGAGAAACAAUGUAGCUUUAUGAGUACAAACAUGUAUUCCUACAGAGCCUAUUCUACUAUUUGAAUGUGAACCCUAAAUUAAUUUUUUUUAAAGAAAAUAAAGAGUAUUAGCCAUCUUUUUUUCCCGGAGCGAGACUCACUCUAUGCAGCCACCCACUCUUCCUCUGGUGACGUCAUCCCGCAGGCAGUCUCAUCUUUGUCUUCUCGUCCAGUCUAAUGCUUCUCAUAGUGAAACCUCUAUGAGAAGCAUUUGAGGAUAUUGAUGUUCUCAAGCAAUGGGUAAGGACCAUAGGCGUGCGCAGCCUAUUGCAUUAGGGUGUGCACCCUAAAGCACAAACACACGCCACGCGCGUGUGUGUGUGUAUGUAUCUAUAUAUAUAUAUAUAUAUAUAUAUAUAUAUAUAUAGAUAGAUAGAUAAACACACACACACUGCUGUGUGUGCUGUUAGUGUGCUGUGUGCUGUUAGUGUGAUGUGUGUGUGUGAGGGUGCGUGUUUGUGACUGUGCUGUUUGUGUGUGAGGGUGUUUGUGUGUGUAUGUUUGUCCUGUGAGGGUGCUGUUUGUGAGGGUGCUGUUAGUGUGCUGUGUGUGAGGGUGUUGUGUUUUUUUUAAAGGUGCUGUGUGUGUUUGUGAGGGUGCAGUUAGUGUACUGUGUGUGUGUGAGCUGUAUGUGUGUAGGUGCUGUAUGUGUGUGUGCUGUAUGUUUGGAGGGAUUUGGCAGAUUAGUAAAUCCUUGCUGCCAUGUGCCAUCCCUGGUGGUCCAGUGGAGAGUGAACUCUAGCCUGCGGGGCUAGAGUUAACUCUCGCGAGAUCUGAGCGUUGCCGCAGCAACGCUCAGAUAUCGCGAGAGGAACCUGGCGGAGCUUCUGUCUAGAGCUCCCUGGGUCCUCUACUGCCUCCCUCCAUGCUGCUGUGGGCCGGUGAGGUAGAUCUUUGGUCUCCCCGCCGGCCCAUGAAGGCUUAGAGCAGAGCCGGCACUCAGAUAGCGCCGGCUCUGCGUGUGUGUGUGUGUGUAUAUAUGUAUAUAUGUAUGUGUAUAUAUAUAUAUAUAUAUAUAUAUAUAUAUAUAUAUAUGUAUAUGUGUACACACACUCACAGACACACACACAUACUCACAGACACACACACACUGACACACACACAUACUCACACACACAAAUUAUUAUAUUUUAAUUUUAAAAAACAAUGUCCACCCAGCCUCCUACCUGGAGUGCUGGCGUGGACUUGUCCCUGGGGUCCAGUGGGGCGGGCGCCUCUGUGCAGCUCAGCGCGCGGCGAGGGAGCUGUCUGCUGGAGCUGGGAGACGGAAUAUGAAGUCAUAUUCUGGCUUCCGGCAUCAGCGCGCGGCGAGAGGGAGCAGAGCGCAGACAGCAGAGAGCUCCCUCGCCGCGCGCUGAGCUGCAGAGAGGGGGUGCGGAUCCAUCACCUCUUGCCCUCCCCAUGACAGGGGCAAGAGGUGAAACAGGGGGCACUGAGUGCCUGCAGGAACAGCGUUCCUGCUCAAAAAAAGUGCAGGAACACUGUUCCUGCAGGACUCAAACCAUAGGCGUGCCACGGGGAUUAGGGUGUGCCCAGGCACACCCGGCACACCCCGUGCGCACGCCUAUGGUAAGGACAUUGACUGUUAUGCAACCGAGUCUGACUUGAUCAUAGCAAUGGACGCAUCCUCUAGUGGCUGCCAGGAAGAAACCCACCAUAGGCGUGUUUAGCUCUGCAAUGUAAAUAUAUUACUGUAUCUACAAAAUUGCAAUGUUUUACAUUUGAGGACUAAAACAACAGGGCCAAUGCACCCAGACAACUUCAAGGAGGGGAAGUGCUCUGGGUGACUAUAGUGGUCCGUUAAUUAAAAAUUGCUGACCACUGUUUAUACUGUGGUGUCCUGAUGAAAGUUCCUUAGGGGAGCUGAAACGUUGAUGUACUUUUUAGAAUAAAGAAGAUUUUGAUUUGGAAAACCUUGGAGUGCCGGUAUUUUCCCACUUUAUAUAUAUAUAUAUAUACAUAUAUAUAUAUAUUUUUUAUUUUUAUUUAUUUAUUAUUUUUUUUUAUAUCAGCUGAAAUGGUUACUAGUCAUUUUUAAGGCUCUGGAGUUCAACCAAACUAGAGUUGUAGUUGUAAAAUAAUCAUGGAAAUCUCUGAAAAGGCAGUAUUUACAUUAAAAAGCAUGCAGGGACAGGCUAUUAACACCAGAACCACUACAUUAAGUUGUAGUGGUUCUGGUGACUAUAGUGUCCCUUUAAAUCCUCGUAUUGUAGUCACAGUUAUAACUAAACUCAGCAGUUCUUUAGAUGUGACUAUUAAAGUUCCAAGUUGCAGAGAGAUCCUGCCAGGUUACAUUGUUCGUUAAAAUGCAACAAAAAUUAGCUUGGUUCUCUGAAUAGACACAAACUAUUCUCACAAUAAUUAUUGUUCUAGUGCUCGGGAGAUCAUUGUCCCCACUAAUGUGAUUUUUGUCUGCUUUUAUUCUUUGCCCAGUAUUCGUGGAAGCUGGUUCAUCCCACUGACAAGUUCUGUAACAAAGAUUGCCCUGGAACCGCAGAAGAAUAUGAACGAGCCACACGGUAUAAUUAUACCAGUGAAGAGAAAUUUGCUUUUGUGGAGGUAUGGGAAAAUUUCCAGGACAAUCUCAGUCUUCAUCUAGACAUUAUGAAUUUAUUUUCUGCCAUAUAUUGCACAGGACAUCUGAAUCUUGGAUUGUUCUAGAGGCAUGCAAAUAAAUGUCCUGUAAACAGGGCCGCCAUAAGGGGGUGACAACCAUGACGGUUGUCAUGGGCCCGGCGGUCCUGGUGAGCCCGGACUGCUUUGGCAGUCCAGGGCCCCACAAUUACUCUCUGCACAUAUAUAUAGCGAUCAUCGCCAUAUAUAUGUGCAGCCACGGGCCCCCGGCUCCCUGUAUUUGCAGAGGAGGCACAGCGGACUGCAGGAGCACUUUACAGCAUUUCCCUGUCUCUAACUCCCAUGGCAAUGCUCCGCGCGGCGCGCACACCACGUCUCACGGGAGUUAGAGAUAAGGAACUGCUGUAAAGUGCUCCUGCAGUCCACUGGGCCCCCUCUGCAAAUACAGGGAGCCGGGGGCCCCACCAUGCCACCGGACCACCAGGGUUCAUAGAAUCUUCCCCCCUCCCUGAACCAGGUAAGAAGCAGGGAGGGGGGAAUAGCUUUCAUUACAUUACAUGCAUACACUAGUACAAACACACACACUGCAUCCACUACACUAACACACACACUGCAUCCACUACACUAACACACACACUGCAUUCACUAACACACACUCUGCAUUCAAUACACUGACACACACACUGCAUUCACUACACUGACACACACACUGCAUUCAUUACGCUGACACACACUCUGCAUUCACUACACUGACAAACACUCUGUAUCCACUCCAGACCUCGUGCUUUGUCAAGGGGCCCCAAAAUUUCUGGUGGCGGCCCUGCCUGUAAAUCUUUAUAAUAAAAAAGAGCAUUGAUCAUGAAAUAUAGGGGCAACAGUAACUUGUAAUGCUCCAGGCCAUACUCUGACAUCCAUGUUGUUAUGUAUAUCGUAACUCGUUAUUUAUAUAUAUAUAUAUUUAUAUAAUACGUCUGCACUCAUCCAAAUACUUAUGCCCGGUGCAAAUACUUAUGCAAUAAACAAAAAAAAUCAAAGAAUAGACAUCACUCUAUGGUCUUUUUUUUUUUGCUAAAACUUAGCUUAUAUAUAUAUUUGUCAGGGUCUCACAAAAGGCAGUGUUUACAUUACAGAGUCUGACUGCACGCACAGUCUGUGUACAUAAGAACCACUGUAUUAAGCUGUAGUUGUUAUGGCGCUUAGAGCGUCCCUUUAAAUGGAAACUCUAUGUCCAAAAUGCAUUUCUUUCAAUCAAUGUGAAUUAUUUAAAAAGUUUGAACUUACUUAACUACUAAAAUACUUAUUUCCUAAGCCUUAAAAACAUAAAUUUCAUUACCUACAGAAAUGAUCUAUGUAUCUAAUCAAGAUGUACCCCUUUUUGCCCAUCAGUGACCCCAUUUUCAAGUCAAAUGCUUGUCAGAGAGAAGCAUUAGGGAGACAUCUCCAUUCUAAAUCUUCUGAGAGAUGGGUGGUUUUAUUAAGACUUGGGCUCUAUUAGUUCAAGUGCUAUUUUAACUAUUCAUUUUAUUUGCCUAUUUAAGUGGCGACUUGCCAUAUAAAGCUGUUGUGAACUAAAAAAAUCUCUGAUGAGGGUCAACCAUGAGAUUUGAAUUAUAUUCUAUUAUUACCACUGGCAGGCUACAUUUCUGCGAUGUAAUUAGAUGUGUUCUCUCUCAGUUCAGAAGAAGACCUUAAAGUUAUAUGCUUUAAAUAAAAUUCAAUUUCACUUUAUAGAAUAUAUAAAUAAAAACAAAAAACCCAGAAUUUAAUUAAUCAUUCAACAUAGUAUUAUAGUAAAUAUAGAGAGUGUAAAAUAGCCAUCUCCUACUGAUGAUAUUUAUGAACCAAGUUUCUAUUAUUCAAAAUUCCAAAGCCAACUAUACUUCCAUUUCAGCUAAUUUGGUCUAAAUUUUUUAAUUCACUUUGAAUCUACAACUUGAAUAACACUGACUGUUUUAUUGUGCAUUUCACGUUUGAACAUGUGUUUUGUAGGUGAUUGCAAUGGUGAAGGGUCUACAGGUGCUCAUGGGUCGGAUGGAGAGUGUGUUUAAUCAAGCCAUACGCAAUACAAUAUAUGCUGCACUACAGGAUUUUGCUCAGAGCAUCCUCCGCGAGCCUCUCAGACAGGCAGUGCGCAAGAAGAAAAACGUGCUGAUUAGGUAUGAGUCUUUAAACCAUCCAAGGGAUGGGGUUUAUCAGUGGGUUAAAUAAUGGCGGAUUUUGCCUGAUGAUUAGUUUUAACAUGUUGCAUUAAAGAAUAUUGUUGUGAAGAUUAUGCAAUAGCUUACUUUACAUUAAAAUAUCUUGGAAUGUAUGAUCGGCUCUCGCAAUGUAUGAGAGAUACCCUCUGCAUCAUGUACCAUGUUUUUUAUAUUUUUACUUCUUCUACUAUCUAUUUUGAUAAAAUCUAUAAAUUGGGGGAAAAACGAGAAAAAAAAACUAUAUAUUGGGGAAAAAAAUAUCCUGAAAUGUAGGAUUCCUGUCAUGACCAUCCGAUUGGCCGAAGAGUACUUACCGCUCUCUUUGAAUGCUGAAAUGCUGCCAUCCAUACCAAGCCUGGUUUUGAAAGCCACACAAAUCUUUCUUUUACAUGCACAAUACAAAAGAUUAGUGACUGUAGCUAUAGGUAAGCCACAUUCGUAUACCCCUUCAUGUUACACUCAGGCUUUACCUGUAAAGUAUUACCAUUUUUGGGUAUGGUAUUUGAUUGUAAAUUCAGUUCUGCAUUCAGACAGCUUCUUGAAAAAAAAAAAAAAAUUUGCUAUGUAAUAAAGUUCAUUGAUUAUCAAUAUUGUUAUGAGAUUCAUAGUUAUGAUUGUGCAAAACAGUCUUAAUUUACUGCAUGUCUCAUAAAAGUGUGCAGUAGAUAUAAUGUGUUAUUGUAAUUCCUAAAUAGAGUAUAGCAGUGAUAUCAAACCAUGGAACAGAAAAGUUGUUGUACAGCAUUUGCAUAAUUCUUUGUAAUCAGAUGUCUGCCGGACUGACUCGUUUUCUUUUCCCACUUUUUAGUGUCCUACAGGCUAUACGUAAGACAAUCUGUGACUGGGAGGGAGGUCGAGAACCACCCAAUGAUCCGUGCCUACGUGGAGAGAAAGAUCCAAAAGGUGGUUUUGAUAUCAAAGUUCCUCGGAGAGCAGUUGGACCUUCCAGUACACAGGUCAUUAUUAGACUCCAAAAUUAUUUAAUUUCUUUGUAGUUACAAUGCUUUGUGUGUGGGGUCAAGGACAUCACUUAAAUACUUAAGACACACUUGUUUUCCUAAAUAAAAUAUUGAACUACACCAAGCAAUCUGUUCAGCAAAUUAAAAUUAAUUAAUGUAAUUUAAUGCAACUUAAAACUUUGCAAUAUUAACCAAAAAACAUUUGAACCAAAAAAACGAAGUAUCACUUUAUUACGUUAACAUAUUCUCAUACAGUUCAUUUUUGUAUAUUUUAAGCAGAUGGGUACAUCCCAUGUGUUUCCUCUUGUCGUGGGUUAAUAUUAUUUUUUUCUUGUUACAUUCUCAGUUAAUUGUUUCAUGUUUUAUUAAUUAUUGUUUUUUUAUUGUUGUGUGGUUUUGUUCUCCAGCUUUAUGUUUGAGCAUUAUCAUAUUAUUCCCCUUUCUAUGAUUAUUAUAAAUUAUAAAUAUGAAUAUUUAAUUUAAUCAUGGCUUGAUUCUCACUGUGAAAUAACCCUUGUUAAGCAUGGUAUAUUUCCACAGCCCAUAUAAUUAUUCCUGUUAUUAUCUCUUUGUGUAGCUGUACAUGGUUCGCACAAUGCUAGAGUCUCUGAUUGCUGAUAAAAGUGGCUCAAAAAAGACAUUACGCAGCAGCCUGGAUGGACCUAUCGUACAAGCCAUUGAAGAGUUUCACAAGCACUCCUUCUUUUUUACUCACCUACUGAACUUCAGCGGUAAAUGGCUAAUAUAGCAGAGUUACUAUGUCUAUAGAAAUUUCUAAGAUUUGUGCAAAGUUCACUUGAAGGAAACACUAAGCCAACAGUAGACAACCUGCACUCAAGAUGUUGUGGACUACAUCCCCCGAUGCUUUGCCAGCAUUAUAGCUGUAAGAGCACUAUGGGAGAUGUAGUCUAAAACAGGAGUGCCACAUUUUGUCUACCUCUGCACAAAGCAGUCCAUCAGAAUACAGCUAAAACUGAAACAUGCAUAGUGAACCUUUCUGUUAUCAGAUGUAGGUUUCCUUGAGCAAUGAAAGGGUGCUCUGUUUCAGAAUGCAUAUUCAUUUUUGAGCUUCACUAAUUUUGAUGUUUAAUACAAACAAUUUAUGUUGAAGCAGCACUGACUCUAGAAAGAGGCUGUAUUUAGGCACCCGUAAAAAAAGUGGGGAAAAAAGUCUAAUGCACACAUUUAUAAUGAAGUGAUAUUACUUUUUUUAGAUUAUGUUUUUAUUAGUUUGAUGAAUGUAAGCCUCUUUGUUGUUGUUGUUUUCUUUUUAAUUUAGUUGUAUUUCUGAUUUUCAGAGGCUCUGCAGCAGUGCUGUGACCUUUCCCAGCUCUGGUUCCGUGAAUUCUUCCUGGAGCUUACCAUGGGAAGGCGCAUCCAAUUCCCUAUUGAGAUGUCGAUGCCAUGGAUCCUUACUGACCACAUCCUAGAGACUAAGGAACCGUCCAUGAUGGAGUAAGAGAUUGUGGAAAUCUCACAAUAGUCAUCACUCAGUUGUCUAAACAGAAAUCAGUUGUAGCCUAUUAGGAGUCCUUAGUGCAAAAUGUACCUGAUGAAAUCAGGAUGUCCAAUACUUUUGGUAUUAAUCAAUGGGGUAUUGAUACAACCUAAAGCUAAAAGACUAGUUUUAGUAACAGAGCUGUACAAUUUGACUAACGUUUUAAAGGGAGUUGUUUCACGCCAGAGCUUGUGCAUUUCAAACUGCCACUCCUUUGUUCCAGUACUUAUUUUCUUGUUCAUGGAAAUACGUAAAAUUAGAAGAAUAUGCAAAAAUAAACUAUAAUAGCAGAACAAGGUGAGUGGGAUUGCUUUCAAUCCUAUCCAUACAAACCCAAAAGGGAGGCUAAUGUCAGAAUCAUAUUAAUGAGGUUUUGUAUUCGUGUGUAUUUGUAUUAACAUUUAUCCUGUAUUCGUAUUAACAUUUAUCCUGUAUUCGUAUUAACAUUUAUCCUGUUCCCUAGGUAUGUGCUGUAUCCUUUGGAUCUGUAUAAUGACAGUGCUUACUAUGCUCUCACUAAAUUCAAGAAGCAGUUUCUCUAUGAUGAGAUUGAAGCUGAGGUGAGUGCUGCAUUUCUGACAGUAGUAGAGAUCUCCGUAUAAUGCCCUAACGUGAAAUAGUUUAUUUUGUGAAAUUAAGUUUAUCUUUUUUGAAUUGUAGAAGUUUCAGGUAUUACUUCUUAAAAACCCUCUAAUUGUUCGCUUUUUGUUUCCAAUUUUCACACGAAUGCACACUAAAAGUAUAUUUUAUUUUCUUAUGAACAACAUUAAGGGAGACAAAAGUUAUAUUGGCAAAAAAAACUACUGUUGAGAUGCCAAUGAUACAGCAAUGUCACCAAACAGGAAGUUGUUGGUUAUAAUGUUGUACUUCUUGCACAAGAUGACAUACAUUUUGCAUCAAUACUGUCGCAUUUACAGAUAAUUUAAAUGUAUUUUUCACUGUGAAUUUAUCUAGAGGUUUUAUAUCUGUCUGUCUGUCUUUAUGUCCGUCUAUUUGCUUGUCUCUCUCUCUGUCUGUCUUUAUCCAUCUCUCUCUCUCUUUAUAUAUAUAUAUAUAUAUAUAUAUAUAUAUAUCUGUGUAUCUAUCUAUCUAUCCUCAUUUUCCAAUCAAGAUCUAUUUUUCUAUAAAUUCCUGUGCUCUUGUGUACUUGUCCUGCAGCAUACGUUUCUCAUGGUUUUCUCGGGGUUUUGUUUGAUAUAUCAAUGAAACCCUUUAAUUGGUUCUCUUUGUUCUGUUUGCUUUUGUACAACUCUCUAGAUAAACUUUUCAAAUUAUUUAUAAACACAAAAGACAUCCCAUAGACUUAAAUGGUGACAUCUUUAGAUAAAUCAUUUAAACAGUUGAUCCAAAAAUAUUGAAUAAUUUGUAAAGCUUAUCCAAAAAUGUUCAAACCAAGGCAAUGAUUACAUAUGAAAGAACUCAUGUGCUAGUAAUUAUUGUCUUGCUGCUCUACCAAAAGCUAAAUUAUAAAUUAUGCCACUGGGCAUUAAACUUAUUCUCAAUUAGGGUAACGUUCUGUUUCUCUUCUAUAAAUUGUACCUAAAUAUUGCCUACUUUCCUCAAUGUCAUAAGUUGGUGUUUUCUUUUACUUUUGCUACAGGUCAAUCUGUGCUUUGAUCAAUUUGUGUACAAGUUAUCUGAUCAGAUCUUUGCAUAUUACAAAGCCAUGUCAGGCAGGUAAGAAUUGCAAACUUUCACACCCUCAACCAAAACCGAGAAACAUAAACUCAAUGUACAGGAGCCUGUGUAGCUCAGUAUAUUUGAUUGGAAUCAGGGGAAAGUUCAGCAUCUCCAUGCAUAGAGUGGAGACACUUAAGGUCAGUGCUGUACACUGUGCAGCACUGCCCCAGGCCGCACCUCUAGUGAAUGUCUGAGGAGUGAUACCUAGAGGUGUUCAAAUGCUGUAAUGUAAACACCUCCUUUUUCUGAAAGGCAGUGUGUACAUUAAAAAGUCUGUUGGGACUGACUAUACUUACCAGAACAACUAUACAAAUCAUUAUAAAGAUAAAAUGCACAAGUGAAAAGAAAAUUCAGUAAAUUUGCAUAAUUAGAUUUUUUUUAAAGGAACGCUAUAGUUUUUGGGAUACAAACACUAUUCCUAACACUAUAGUGUCUCUCUGCCCCACCCCCUUCUGCAUAGCAAUUAAUGGGUUAAAAAUCAAUACCCAAAAAAUGCAUGACAUCCAACGUUGUUUCACUGCUUUAAACUCUGUGAAACAGCAGAAGGCUCCUCUACUGGUUGUCUGGUAGGUACAAAAUUACUCCAUACAUAAAAUUACUUUUUUUUGUACAUGCAUCAUUUUUGCAUUGUUCCUCCAAACAUAUACAGUACUUCCUACACCAGUUUUCACAAACCAUAAACAGUCCUUGAUUUAGCGACCACCCAGUUUGUCCAGUGGAGGAUACAAGUUAAACAGGUCAUUAGUGGCACAGAGCAAACUGAUUUCAGAAGCACUGUAUUAAGGAAUACAUUUAGAGAAUUAAAAUGUUGUUCUAACCAUCUUGUCUUCUCUCUUCUACAGUGUUUUGCUUGAUAAACGCUUCCGUGCAGAGUGCAAGAAUUACGGCGUGAUUAUUCCAUAUCCACCAUCUAAUCGUUAUGAAACUCUCCUUAAGCAGCGCCAUGUGCAGGUGGGAGACAUGGAUUUUUGGGGGAGAAUCUAUGCACCAACAUAUAUUAAGUACAUGUGAUAAGUUUUGGCCUCAUGUUCAUGCUGUAUUUUUAUCCACAAUCAAAUCUCAUUACUUUUGCCAAAAAUUACUUCCUUAUUAGACAUAUAUUAUUAGACAUAUAUUGACUACGUACUCAACUCCGUGUCAAACGAUCUGCACACAUGACUCUGCCCCAUAGUCAAUCACUGUCUUUUUAAUAUCUGCCCUCUUUCCCGUGGUUGUUUGUAGCUAAGACAUGUUAUCAGCUUCACUCAUACUGAUCUCAUAUUAGAGCCUGAUAAGGUGCCUGUAGGUACAAAAUUCUAGAGCCCCCUGCUCUCCAACCCAACAAAAGACAGUUCUAAAGAAUGUGUUAACUAGACAUUGCAGGCCUAAAAACAUCUAAAAUAAAAUAUUCAUAUUUGACAACUGCAUAGGUAUAAAUGUAAGUAUGUGCGUACACUGAUUAGCCACAACAUUAAAACCACGUACAGGUGUAAUUAAUAACAUUGAUAAUAGAGGUGGGACAUACUAGGCAGCAAGUGAACAGUCAGUUCUAGAAUUACAUGUGUUGGAAGCACAACAAAUAUUGGCCAAAGGAAAAAAUCUGAGUGAUUUUGACAAGUACCAAACUGUGAUGGCUAGAUAACUGGUUUAGAGCAUGUCCAAAACAUCAUGUCUUGUGGGGUGUUCCCAGUAUGUAGUGGUUAGUAUCUACCAAAAGUUGUGCAAGGAAGGACAACCGGUGAACCGGCGUCAUGGUCUUGGAUGGCCAAGGCUCAUUGAUGCUCGUGGGGAGCGAAGCCUAGUGUUAACGGUCUUACCUUGGUUGGAGUCCGAAGUGCAGAGAUGUUUGCUCACCCUUGCAGAUAAACACAACCGAGAGUAACCAGGUACACCUGGGCUGUGAAUUUUCUUUCCGGAUGGCUGAAGACAGUGGCAUACCAGAAGCUGCAGAAUAAAAGUUCUAUCUUGGACAACUGGGAGUCAUUUAUAACCACUAUGGACUCUCAGUGCCUUACCUCCAAGAAAGCUACUCCCAAGCCUGCUCCUAAUGAACUGACCCUUCAUGGAGUCCGCAGAGAUGUGCAAGAUGCUUACACAGCAAGUGUCCAGCCUGGCCCAGACUGUUUCGGAGCAGCAAUGAGAAGUUCAGAAGGUGCAGAAGGAUGUAUUGGCAUUUAAAGGAACGGUACACACAUCCCUGGAACCUGCAUAUCCAGAACCCUUUGUGAUUAUGCCUCGCAGGUUCUAUGGUUCCCGUUUCUCAUUUACAACGUUCAGGAUGGAUUUUUUGCUCCUGUUUGCCCUUAAGCCCAGGACCUAUUACAGCAACUUUGUCAAGGUUUGUUCCACUGUUAAUCUGCUUUCCGGAUGGCUGAAGACGUGGGCAUACCAGAAGCUGCAGGAGAAAAGCGCUAUCUUGGGACAACUGGGAAUCAUUUAUAACCACUAUGGACUCUCAGUGGCUUACCUCCAAGAAAGCUACUCCCAAGCCUGCUCCAGGUACCCAAGAUCUGCGGGAACCUGGAGAAGGCUUGGAAGUAGCUUUCUUGGAGGUAAGGCACUGAGAGUCCAUAGAGGUUAUAAAUUACUCCCAGUUGUCCAAGAUAGCACUUUUCUCCAGUCAGUUCAUUGACUCUGGUUCACGUUUUUGGUUUCUGUUUCUGCAUAUCAAGAUCGUGUGUUCUCCAGUUUGUUCCCGGCUCCUGACCUUGGCUCUUUUCAUUGUUUUCUCUGACCUCUGGCUUCCCUCACUUCGGCUUUCCAUGACUACUCUUCUGCUUGUCCUUGCCUGUACUGCAACUUGGCGUUAUAUCCCUGCACAGCCUCCAUGCACAGACUCACAGGCCAGGUGGAUUCUUACCUGGUCACCUUGGUCUGUGUUUAUAAGCAAGGGUGAAUGUAUAUCUCUGCAUACCGGACUCCGCAUCAGGUAAGAACCCUGACACCUAGCCUGUCUGAUCAAAUCACACAGAAGAGCUACUAUAGCUCAAAUUACUGAAAACCUUAAUGCUGGACAUGAUAGAAAGGUGUCAGAACACACAUCGAAAUUUGGUGCACAUGGGGCUGCAAAGCCGCAAUCUGCCUGGUCACGUUUUUUUUUAGAUCAGGUGAAUGGCUGACUGCAUGUGCAUCAUUUGUCUGGGGAAGAGAUGGCAGCAGGAUGCACCAUGGGAAGAAGGACGGCCAACAUCAGCGGUAAGCAAUCUUUGGCACUCCUGAUGCUGCCGUGAGCAUUGUCUCCCAUAAUGUUCUUACAGACAAAUUACUGGCAAAUAAUCAGGGGAGAUGUAGUCUACAACAUCUGGAGUGCCAAAUGAUGCUUACCCCUGAUACACAUACUAAAAAGGAGCAUUUAAAGUUAUAUCUCAAGGGAGCAUUCAAGACACAAUGACCAUUCAGCACACUUGCAGCAGUUAUAGUACCUAGAGUCCCUGGGCACUGUGCCAGCAAUCUGUCUAACUGUUAACACACAGGUUGACUCUUAUCUUGCAGACAUCAGCGUAGGAACCAGAUUAAAUAUGGGGGAGGGACUGCCUUUAUAGUAAUCCCAGCCCCACUUACGGAGCAUACAGAUUUCUGCAGGUUUUUUUCAGGCAAAAUUAUAUAUUAUCGCUAGGGAGUCUAUAGAAUGGGAUAACCAACUCCUGGCACGUUUUGUUUUUCUUAUCAUUCUUAAACAGUGAAACAUACAAUCAUAAACAAUGUGGAAAUGUGUGUCUCCAAUUAGUAGUAGAAUAAACAGUAAUAGUUGCUACCACAAUAAAAUAGGGGCUCUCUUCCCUAUAAAUUGGUACAUAGAACAGGUGUACACACAGUGCAGGAAAAUACAAUAAUAGUAGAGACCACCACUGGUGUAUAUGUGGAGCGCUUAAAAGUAUACAAGCUUACCCUUAUCCUUAUAGGUUGGCAUACAUAUGUAUGGUAAACGUAUCGCAAUAUAAUGUAUCUGAAAUAGAUAUAAAUACAAAUAGUGCAAGUAAUGUAUGUACUAGAUCCGGUGCAUGAAUGAUCUAUAUGGUUUCACUCACAUAUAUCAGAGCCCUAUAGGAUAGGCUCAGGUCUCAAAGGCUUGCGGGUACUUAGGGUGACACGGUACCCAUUCGGUCCUUCUAUCUUCACAAAGUCCUUAAACAUGCAUAUGAGACAAGAAAAGGAAAAACAGGGGAAGCAAAAUGCCCCUAGUGUAAUAAAUUCCAGUACUUAGUACAUAUAAUGGAAGAAAAAUGGCUUCUCAUCUGAUGAGGAGUAAUACCUGGCUCCUGGUGUAAUGCUAUCUGUGCCUUUAAGGGGGCUACAACCCUUCUUUAAGCAGCAAGGCAGGAGAUAGAUUCCAAAUAAAACAAAAUGUAUUAAUAUAAGUAUUAAAAAAAACUUACAAAUGAAAAAAGAACAAUAAAUGUUAAAAAUACAAAGUGGAAUCUCCAGUCUUCCUGCCGAAACGCAUUUCGCUGUACUGUGACAGCUUUCUCAGUCGAUAAUGUGCCUGCUGCUAUUCAUUGUUUAAAUAUCUUGAUCUUUCCUCUCCUCCUCCAAUCAGCUCCCGAAAUUGUCCCUGCUGAUUGUGUGCAGUUGAGUCCGUGGAUGUAACCUAUGUUCUAGUCACGGAGCGCCCCACAUGACCCAUGACGUCACGUAUCACAUCACAAAUUGGGCGUGUUUUCGGACCUGUAUUGCUAGAUCUUUGCCGUCCAUAUUUAAGUUGGGCAAAUGCCCAUUCUUUACAAAAUACCUACAAGUCCGUUUAUAUUACAGCAACUCAAUGCAAAUAUAUACAGACCAAACAUUAGAAGGAGAAAAGGAAAUGUAUUAGUAAUCCUUUAUAUCGAACUAAUUCAUUUUACUGUGCAAUUCACAAUCAUUGUAUUUCACAGUCCAGUGUUUUGACAUUUAAAGUGCCAGUGCAUCUAUUCAAAAUUAAGUGUAAGGUGAAACCCACCUAAAAAUAAGUGCCAGUGUGAACCAAUAGUUACUGUAGAUGUCAUCCAAAUGCCAUGAUGAUAUAGAAGCUAAUAUAAAUAUAUAUAUAUAUAAUCAGCUAUGCAUCAGGUGAGAAGCCAUUUUUCUUCCAUUAUAUGUACUAAGUACUGGAAUUUAUUACACUAGGGGCAUUUUGCUUCCCCUGUUUUUCCUUUUCUUGUCUCAUAUGCAUGUAUAAGGACUUUGGGACGAUAGAAGGACCGAUUGGGUACCGUGUCACCAUAAGUACACGCAAGCCUUUGAGACCUGAGCCUAUCCUAUAGGGCUCUGAUAUAUGUGAGUGAAACCAUAUAGAUCAUUCAUGCAUCAAAUCUCGUACAUAUGUUACUUGCACUAUUUGUAUUUAUUUCAGAUACAUUAUAUUGCGAUACGUUUACCAUACAUAUGUAUGCCAACCCAUAAGGGUAAGCUUGCAUACUUUAUACAAUCAUAAAAGCUACAUUAGAUUUUCUGUGGUGAUUUGUCUCCCUCAUCCCCUCCUCCUGGUUCGUGCACCCAUGCUUGCAAGGUGCCAGCUGUCAGUGAACCUCAGCUCAUAAACAGUUUGACAGAUUAUUAGCGGAUGGCCCAUGAGGACUCAUGGCAACACAAUGUCACUUUAAAAAAUAUAAAUAAUAAUAAGCAUAUUUUUUAAUUUGUCCAAAAGACCGUGCACACACCAUAGAUUUGUUUAUUGGUUUUAAAACAAUAUCACAUGCUUUCUAUAAGCAGACAUUUUCAUGUUCCCACUAUCAGUCCCACAAACACACAAUCAAGCUUGUUUCCCUCUGCAUUUCCCCAGGCACUUAUACACCCAUCUAUUGCUGCGCUCACUUCAGUGAUUUGUAACUUGCCAAAAACUUUACUUAGUGACUGGAACAAAAAAUGUUUUAUUUUGUGAACUACUGCUACUCUGUUAGUGACUGGAAUAUUAACUCUGUCUUCUGUAGUCCAUUAUCAGCAGCAUUGCGUGAGCAGCCUUUAUAAGCCAAAGUUUGAUGUUUCCAUUCUAUAAAAUACCCAGGUUAUUGCAUAACAUUGGUUAUUUUUAUCACAACAACAAAAUGGUUAAAAUUUAUUUUUAAAGCCAAUUUGAGAUAUCACUGGUAACAGGCAAAGUAGAUAUAGACCAUAUGCCUGAAAAUACCAAUAGUAGAACAGUGACCAUCAUUAUAUCCAUAUGAUCUGUUUGCACCGUAAGAAGCUUCUUGACAAGUGUUAUCAUCAUGCAAAUAUUCAGUGAAAAACAGUGAUUUGUAAUUUUCAUUCUUAUCUUCCAAUUAGUUGUUGGGGAGAUCCAUUGACCUGAACAGACUAAUCACUCAGAGGAUCUCAGCUGCCAUGUAUAAAUCUCUGGAUCAGGCAAUCAGUCGCUUUGAAAGUGAGGACCUGACCUCCAUCGUGGUGAGUCCUGCCACUGUCAAUAAGCUACAGUGCUUAGGGUGUUUCUUAGAUUUUCUAUCUCUUUUCAUUGUAGAUAUAGGGAUUACAAUGGAGCAAGGGUGUAAAUACUAGCAUGUCUGGUCUACAACUGCUCUGAAACCAUAUGACAGGCAAAUAAUUAUAGGAUUUGUAGCUCAAAAGAAUUGUGGUUCAACACCACUGCAACAGAUUGUCUAAACAGAGAGAUCACAGAGGAACCUACCUGGGGUCCAUACUAAAAUAUUAUUGGGAGUUCUUAUCUAUUCAGUGAUGCACGCUCACAUUUACACAAAGACCCCUCCUAAUGACAUCUCAGCCUAAAGGAAUUUCCAAGCAUUGAAUAUUUUAAUCCCUGGAUUGAAAUCUAAAAUUAAGUCCCUAAACUAUGUUUUAUGGGUCACCGAUGGUUGGCAUGAUACAUCUUACUUAUUGGAACCCAGAACGCUGCCUAAAAUAUAUAUCUGCCCCUGGUAAAAGCCUAAAGAAUGUGUUUUGCUGAAUUAGUUUUAAUAUAUAUCAUAUUACCAAACUGAGCUAUUUCUACAACUGAAGAAUGAGCCAACAACUUAAUGCCGUGGACAUCAUUUUGCUCACUUCCACAAAACGUUAAGAUGCACUGGUUUAUAAAAUAUCCUAAACAGCUACAUCAACACCUACAAAUAUUUGUAAGAUGUGAAAAAAACAUUUUGGCAAUAUAUUAGCUUUGUAAAAGAAUGUAGGCUGUAAGCAAUGGUUUGCUUUUUCUCCAUUUAAUUUCUUCCUUAAUGGAAAACUUUGUGGAGUUUCAAUCCAGGUUGAGGGCACAUUGAGUUGCAGCAUACUCCAGUGCUGUGUGUUUGUGAAGCAGGGAAGUUAAAUAGUUGCUGUAAUAGACAGUGGUCUCCCACUCCUCUUCACACACUAGAUGACCUAACAUGGAAAGUACGUAGGAAUUAUGGUGAUUUUUUUUUAGGGAGGCUGAAAAUAGUCAUGAAUGGUGCUCUGUAAUUUCAUACUCAAGUUCCAUCUUUUCAAAAAUCUGAUUUCCGGAUAAAGGUAACACCUGAGCCAACCUUUUUUUUUUUUUUUUUUUUAAACUCCUUGCAAUGUCUUUUAAUUUUAGGAAUUGGAAUGGCUUCUUGAUAUUAAUCGGCUGACUCACCGCCUACUCUCCAAGCACCUGACCCUGGACAGUUUUGAUGCUAUGUUCCGAGAAGCCAAUCAUAAUGUUUCAGCUCCCUAUGGGAGAAACACACUACAUGUCUUCUGGGAGCUCAACUUUGAUUUUCUGCCAAACUACUGCUACAAUGGCUCAACAAACAGGUAAGUCUCAGCACCCAAAUUUGGGGUAUUCGUGGUGAAUUGUCCAUGUUGAAAAUACACAAAACAUGAUUGUUAAAUCUUGGGGAGUAUCUUUUUUCUACAUUUACAAGUUAAUGAUGUUUAAAUAUCAGAAAAUAAUUUUGGUUUAGAUUGUAGGGUCUGGUGUAAUUUUUUUAAGGAUUUGGAACUGAAUAAUGCCACCUAAUGGUAAAAUAACUGUAAAAUAUCUUAUUCAAAAUGCUUACAGACUCCCACAUUCUCAGUGAGAAAUCAGUGUAUUGCUGUUAUGCAAAUAUAUUUAAAUAGAACUCUGUGUCCCAGAUGAGUCAAACACAGAUAAAUUCCAGUAUUGUCAAGGACUAUAAAGCCCAAUGCUAUUGUUUUAAGUUGAGAUAGCUCCAGUGCUCAUGCUGUGCUCUUGAAAACUGAUCAUUAAAUAUUUAGUCUGUCCUUUAAUUUGUUUCCUUUUAACUCAGUAGUCUUUGAAGCAAAUCUUAUGUUAAAUCUAAAGGUGGACUUAUCGAUAGCCGCUCCUCAGAGAAAAUUAGCAACAUCUGUAGCCUAGAAAUGUGAUGGUCUAAACCAGUUCUCAUGUAAUAUCUAAAGGUUUCAUCCAUAUCCCAUUGAAAAAGAAAUGAUAAAUUCUUAACUGCUGGAGUAUCAGUGCAUCAGAACGUGUGUGACUUAGAGAAUGUAAUUGUACCAGUGCAUAUUUUGUGGGUAGUGUUCCCAGCCUCGCCGAUGUACAGGAUACUUUGGGGCUGGAAGUGAGUCUUAUAACACUGACCAUUCCAGUCCAGCCCCUUCUAAAGCUGCACACGUGGAAAUGCCAAGUUGCAUGCAACAUCAGUUAAACGUAUUGUAUGAUUUGUGGUGAAUUUAACCCCUUAAGGACACAUGACAUGUCUGACAUGUCAUGAUUCCCUUUUAUUCCAGAAGUUUGGUCCUUAAGGGGUUAAAGCUGCAGGCAGUCCAAUGCACUCCUGUUGUAUUUAACACCAGUACUAAACCCUUAUACCCUGUAUAGCUCUCUAUAAGUUAACAAUUAUACCCUGUAUAGCUCUCUAUAAUGCUUUCAGUAUUUGAUCAGUUACAUACAAAUCAAGUGCUCUGCUUUAACUCGUGAUUUUACUAUGCUGCUCUCUGGUUCCUCAUUCAAUCUUGCCAUUUUUUUUUUGGUAGGAGUACUGUGUGUGGGGGGGUAGGGGUACUGUGUGUGGGGGGUAGGGGUGCUGUGUGUGUGGGGCUGGGGUAAAGGUGUUUUACAAAAAAUAAGUAUGUUAAAUCAGUAUUCCCCCCCCUCCCUCCUUCUUACCUUUAAUGAAGGAGGGGGGGACACAGCCAUCCCUGGUGGUCCGGUGGUGGCAAGCACUGCUUCCGUGUCGGGAGGCAGGGGGAAGGAUCUGUGAAGCAGCUGCCCAUCCUCCCGCGCGAUGCGUGGCAACGCUGCACACAGCUUGCUCGCGGGAGGACAGGGGAGCUACUUCACAGAUCCCUCCCCCUGCCUCCCGACACGGAAGCAGAGUAGGCGCCUGCCGUUUUGGGCAGGCAGGUGCCUACUCUGCAUUGAUGGCGAACCUAUGGCCGCGUGCCCACAGAAAGGGCCCGGCGUGCCACCUGUGGCACGCGUGCCAUAGGUUCACCAUCACUGGCCUAGGGGAGUCUUCGGUUACACCGAGCCAAUCUAAGGACUAAGGUCUUGCUGUAACACACUUCUGUCUAGAUAAUGGAGUUUACCUUGUUUCAGCUUAGUACCCAUUAUGAAUACACAAAGAAGUAAGAAAGCAUGUUGUUUGGAAAUGUACUGACUUGGGAACACUAUAUGGUACUUUAUUUGUAUUGAAAGAAUGCACGGGCUGAUGAAAUCAUUCCUGCUUUUUUCAUUUUGGUAUCAUAUUUCUAGGUUUGUCCGUACUGCAAUUCCCUUCACACAGGAGCCACAAAGAGAUAAACCUGCUAAUGUCCAGCCGUAUUACCUGUAUGGGUCAAAGGUCAGUGAAUCUAAUAGUCUUUAAGAAACCUAAUCACUAAGCCUGGUAUUGUAUUACGAGGCCUACCAUGUUUAACCAGAUCUUCUAGAGCAGGGGUUCCCAAAAGGUAGAUCAUCAGAUGUGGCAGAACUUCAAAUUCCAUGAUGCUUUGCAUACCUUUGAAAAUGGUUUUUGAAUGACAAAGCAUCAUGGAAGCUGUAGUUUUAAGACAUCUGGGCAUCUACCUUUUGGGCACUCCUGUUCUAGAGAUACCAGAUUGCCAUUAGGCUUUUACAUCUGUAGGUAAACGCUAUACUUACUAAGGUUAAAUGCAUCAAUGUGAUCUAGUCUGAUUUUGUACAUGUUUGUUGCUUGUAAAAUAUUGUUCACAGGCAGCUUAAAUAUUGACUGUUGGUUGUCAUUUCACUUCAAGUCCUUAUUUACUGAGUAGAUAUGUUGAUGUUUCUAUUUUCGCUGUCUUAGUAAUUACAUUUUCAUGUAAUAUCUAACUUGGUAUUGCAGAAUCUUGAAAAACAUUUACGAGAACAUAAUUUGGAGCAAUGGGCUUUUAUGAGCAUUCCUGAAAGCUUGUUGUGUCGAAAUAUUUUAUUUAAUUGUAUAUGAUAUAAUGUAUCUCUAUAAACCUGAUUGUGUUUAAAAAAUAUUCUUUUCCUCUGGUCCUUUUUCCUACAGCCACUCAAUAUUGCUUACAGCCACAUAUAUAGCUCAUAUAGGAAUUUUGUGGGACCUCCUCACUUCAAAACAAUUUGCCGCCUGCUAGGGUACCAGGGAAUUGCAGUGGUGAUGGAAGAGCUUCUUAAAAUCGUUAAGAGCCUGGUGAGAAGGGAGUGAAAUGAGAGCUCAUGUGUAAAGGAGGGAGGCUUUAUGAAUGGAGAUGCCAUUAUCUGAAAUGGAGUGCAAGUAAUCACAGAAUGUAUGACUCAGUGGGCUCUGUUUUAUCUCUGCAGAAGGAAAAUGGCUAUUUAGUCAUCAGUGAUAAGCUAAUCUUUGGUAAUUAAAUCCAGCUCAUUGAGUGAUACAGACUGUGAUGUUUAUUAUAAAUUAGAUCAAAACUGACUAAGUAUACAGUAUAUACACAAAUUAAGAUAGCAGAUAUAAACAAAUGGACUUGUCUGUUAUGUCCAUAGUUAAAGGCACACUAAGCAACAAAACAUCCUUAGUUAAUGAAGCAGUUUUGGUGUAUAGAUAAUUUUUUGCAGUCUCACUGCUAAACUAGAAGUUAAAUCAACCUUUUUAUGAAGCCCUUGGCACUGACACAAUCUGAAAAAGAAAACCAAUUUUUUAAACGUAAAUUGCUAAAGUAAGCACACGGUGCUGUAAAUUUAGUUUGAAAAGUAAACAAUCUUUUUCGUGGAGGCUGUGUAAGUCACAGUCAGGGGAGGUGUGGCUAGGACUGCCACAACUAGGACUAGGACUUGGAAUGAUAGGUUCAAACGAGCUUACAGUCUAUAUGCUUAUCUAUCACAUAAACAGCAAGUUUGUGUGUAGACAGCUAAAAAUAAAGAUGCCAAAUAUGCUGCUUCUUAGUAUGUAUAAGGAAACUGAGUUGCUGAAUUAAGAAAAUUAGAUUAAUUAAAUAAAAAUAAUUUUAACAUUUUAUGUUAUAUGGACAUAGUGUCCAUGUGGAAUAAGUACAAUUGCCUAGCUCAAUCAUCCAAUUGAAAACCUCAUGUAAUGGAGGGAAUUCAACUCUGCAUAAUGCUGUGAGUAAAGAAAUGCAUUCAUUAUUGGAGAUUGUGAAUGUUUAUAAAUGAUGUACUGGGUGCAGUACACUGUAGGCACCCAGACACUAUAGGCACCCAGACCACUUAAGCAUAUUGAAGUGGUCUGAGUGCACUGUCCCUAUUGCACUGUUUACAUUGCAGCACUAAGCCUGCCUCCAGUGGCUUUGUCCCAGACAGCCACUGGAGGUGCUUCCUGGAUCCUAAUGGACCUUUGUUCCAGUAACUCUGCAUGAGGACAUCCAGCAUUAGAUUUUCCCCCAUAAGAUGUCACUGGACAUCGGAGGAAGCGGGGCCGUGACCCAGCACUGAGGGACAUCGGUGCUGGGGUAUGGUAAGUAAAUAAAUGGUUUUUAACCCAUUAUUUACUGCAGUGGUGAUGUGCCUGUGAUGGGGGAGGCAAGGGGAGCUAUAGUGCCAGGUAUACAGCUUUGUAUCCCUUAAACCUUUUUUUUUUUUUAAAAACAUGAAAAAUAAAUGAUUGCAAAUCAAUGGUCUGCCAAAAGGUAAAUGUAGUGUAGAGAUCUAGACUUUUUAACAUACAGAAGUUUCAAGCAAAGUUGGUUUGACUGUUUUACUUUUUAGCACUUUCCACCUAUAAAUGUCCCUCAUUGUGUCAUUGAACAGUUUGAUUUUCUUGUCACUUGCAGCUGCAGGGAACCAUUCUCCAGUAUGUCAAAACACUUAUUGAGGUCAUGCCAAAAAUCUGUCGGCUGCCACGUCACGAGUACGGAUCUCCUGGUAAGUCUGAAAAGGAACAUAAAGUGGAUGGAGUAAUAAAAAUAAAACCAAAUCCAAACGGUCUGUUUUCCAGUGGUCUUUUUUUUUUUUUAUUCAUUCCAUAAAUUGCAAAAUUGGUUAUUUAUGUUAUUUAUGAGAGCUCAUGUGUUAUUUAUGUUGGUUAAAAUUGGUUAUUUAUGUUAUUUAUGAGAGCUCAUGUGUAAAGGAGGGAGGCUUUAUGAAUGGAGAUGCCAUUAUCUGAAAUGGAGUGCAAGUAAUCACAGAAUGUAUGACUCAGUGGGCUCUGUUUUAUCUCUGCAGAAGGAAAAUGGCUAUUUAGUCAUCAGUGAUAAGCUAAUCUUUGGUAAUUAAAUCCAGCUCAUUGAGUGAUACAGACUGUGAUGUUUAUUAUAAAUUAGAUCAAAACUGACUAAGUAUACAGUAUAUACACAAAUUUUUUAUUUUUUAUAUUUUUAUAGUUUUUAUAGUCUACCGGAUCUCUUAUAUUACACAUCAUAUCAUAUACUUCCUCAUCCCUUCCCAUUCCAUGUAAUAGAUAAUAUUAUUUCUGGUAGCUUCCCUUUCCAGGCUGUCAGUUUGUUUUUUGCCAGCUCUUUAACAUUGAUCUUUCUGCACUGAAUCAGGGAUACUGGAGUUCUUUCAUCACCAGCUGAAGGAUAUUAUAGAGUAUGCAGAGCUAAAGACUGAUGUUUUCCAGAGCCUCCGAGAGGUGGGAAAUGCAGUACUCUUCUGUCUGCUUAUAGAGCAAGCUCUGGUAAGGAACACACAGUCUUUGAGAUGAGUGCACGAUACAAUACAUGUUAUCCUUCAUUAUAAUAUCCAUGUGUAUGCAAUGAAUGCAGUUUCAGGUAUGUGUAUAAUGUAAUCUCUACAUAUGUUAGUUAAUACUGUAUAGACUGAAUUAUACAAUUUAUCCAAAACACACCUUUAACAUUUACAGUGACAGUGCCUCUGUAAAAAGUCAGACAUGAAAUAAAAUAAAACAAUAAGGGCUUGUUGCUUAUAAUUACCGGAUUUCUAUCUCUACUUUUAGAGAGUAGAAGCUGGUUACUAACUGCAAAAUUGUAACAGCAGUGACAGGAAUUUACCAGUAGCCAAUUCUCGAAAGCCGGUAGCUAAGUAACGUUUACUGGCUCCUAUUAUUUUCUAUGGAAGCAGCUUACCACUAUUUAGGGGCAGCUUUCUGAUGGUUGGUUUCCAACUUUGUCACUGUUCAUUGUUGGCUACCAUUAACUUUAAAGGCUUCUGGCUUGGUGUAGAGAGGUUAACCACAUAAAUUAUUACUUAAUAUUGAAGCAAAAAGUAUUUUUCCAACCUUGUUGCUAAAGUUUACUUACCUGUUACUACCAGCCACACAGGGUGAAGUGCCCAUACUCAGGUGUGUGUUUAUCAGUAAGUCGGUAAUAUGCCCUGGUUGACAUCUGUAGGGAAAGCUGAUAGGCUACAUAAAUUUGGAAACCUUGUGGUAAUUUGUAGCUGCAAUACCAACUAUUGUUAGUAGCGACAGUUUAUGAUUGAUUGCUGUUUCCCCACAAGACCUAAUGCCAUAUUAUAUUUUUCUUGGACUCUGUGUUGCCAUUGAACCUGGCAGGAAAAGUAGCAAAUGCUAUAUCUUUCUGCAAAAUUUAAAGAGACACUAUAGUCACCAAAAUAACUAUGGCUUGAUGUUGUUGUUCUGGUGAAUUUGUCAGUCCAUGCAGACCUUUAGCUGUAAAAACUGCCUUUUCAGAGAAAAGGCAGUGUUUACAUUGCUCCCUAGGGACACCUCCAUUGGCAGGGUUUACAUUGCAGUCGCUCAGACGACCCCUAGUGAUGCUUUCCGGGUGUCCAGCACUGACAUUCAGCAUCUCCACGCUUUGCAUGGAGAUGCUGAACUUUCCCCAUAGAGAUGCAUUGCUUCAAUGCAUCUCUAUGAGGAGAUGCAGAUUGGUCAACUCAGCGUUUUGCCACACAUGUGCGAUAGUCUCCAAAUGCUUUCCUAUGGGAAAAUAAUGGAUUAGCUGUAAUCAUCUCUGGAGCUGGAGUGUGGGCGGAGCCAGCAGCAGCAGUCUUGCACAGCGCCGGUUAAAGGCAAGUUCUAACCCUAUUAAAGAGGGGCAUGGGGGAGAUGGCAGACUCUUAAAAUGUUUUUUUAACACUAUAGUGUCAGGAAUACAAAAAUAUUCCUUUUAUUACAGUCACAGCUCUACCGAGUUUCUCUAUUGAAUUCAAAAGGGUGUUCAUAUAGGCCAUGAAGUUCACUUGGCAAGUCCAUCCUAUUUGUCUUCCUAACGAUAAUUGUGUAUAAACCAAUAACACCCAGCUUUCCAAACUCUAGUCUUUGAAGACAUCUUUGAGUAUUGUACAUGGUUCACUUUAUCUAAUGGUCACUUCUUUAUCCUUGUCUUUUUGUAUUCCAGUCUCAGGAGGAAGUCUGUGACCUUCUUCAUGCUGCACCCUUCCAAAACAUUUUGCCACGUGUCUACAUCAAAGGCAAGUCAUGGUGGUGAUUUAAAAGAAUCAGCAAACUGUUGAGGUUAUCACGUGACAUUUUAUACUGGUUAUUGGUUAUCACAAUGUCAUUUCAUGUCCUUCCCAUGUUGUUCUCUGUUUUUUAGAGGGCGAACGAUUGGAGGUGAGGAUGAAACGACUGGAAGCCAAGUAUGCCCCUCUCCAUCUGGUUCCAUUAAUUGAAAGGCUGGGAACUCCACAGGUAUAUAUAUAGAUAUAUCUUACUUUUUGGAAGAUUACUGUUUGACUGACAAUAAACAUUUUUGUAAUUCCAUGGACAGACAGAACAAUAACAUAAAAGACAAAACUGGCAAAUUCCAUCCCCAGGGCAAAAAUAACCAAAUGACCCAGUAGGACAAUGACAUAAAACACCGCAACCUCCUUCAGUAAGCUGAAUGCACUCUGGCCAAGUACUUCAAACACACAUGGACAAUAGUCAAAACUGAAGAGCUAUGGAGAUAACCACAGAAAUGAUCUUGUUAUAUUUUAAGUGUCCACCAUGAGGACUUCUUGCCUAGAUUAUGGUGCUAAAAGCAUCUAUGUCAUGUGAGCACAGAGCAGCGUAUAACUGUAUCCAUCUGCAGAAGCCUGCUUCUUCUGUGCCUGAUGUCUUAAGACAAAGCUAUAUUCGGUGCUGUGUCUGUCCACAUAUCUGAGCAGUGUAUGCACAUUAUACAAGUCAACAGUAACACAGUACUUUCUUCACCUUCCUUAGGGUUUACCCCAGAAUGAUAUUUUUAAUUUUUUUAUUUUUAGAAAUAAACCUCUUUAGGUUUUAGAAUAAAACCAAUGACUGAUCUUACAUAUGGAUGUGUUGCUCAAUAAGUAUCUGUAAAAAAUAAACAAUGAAUUAAGUAGAUAUUUACAAAUAUAGAGAAGCAGUUUAAGAGGAAAGAUUUUAUUUAUAUUAUAUUUUAUUUUCAAAAAUACCUCCCUUUCAAAGGUUAAUUACCACAUUAAAAAUUAACCUAUUAUUUGGUCCAUAAGAAUUUAGUUUUUGUGGUAUUUGUAAAACAAUUUACAAAACUAAAGAAGUGUUUCACAUGUGUCAUAAGCAAUUUCUACAUAAUAAUAACAGUACAUUAAAUUACCAGGAAGUGCUGACUGACGCACAGGUCUCUGCUCCUUAAUAAAGGAACUCUCCAAAGACCAUAAUCACUAUGAAGCACUAAAGUUAUUAUGGUGCAUAAGUGUCCUGUCACCCCCCCAGUCUAAGUAGUCAUACCAUUUGGAAAUGGUUUGACAAUUUACAUUUAAGACAACAUUCUAGGAUGUUUAAAUACAAACAGACAUAGUAAAUCAGGAGUAUAGCAAGGGAGUAAAUGCCAGGUAUACCCAGUGUACUGGAACAUAAGAGCAAAGAAAAUCACUGGAAAAUGAAAACAACUUAACCUUUAAUAGAUUCUAGUUAAAAAUAUAAUAUAACUCAUAUACUUAUACCAUCACCAUAGUUUUAAAACAAAAUUUCUUUCUUCUAAUUUUCAUUGUUCUUAUCUUUCAGUACACAGGGUAUAUCGGGCAUAUACUCCCUUGCUAUACUACAGAUCCAGCUAUUUUGAAGUAAAAUUUGAAAUUCACUUUGAAUUCACCAUGAAUUCUCAUUUUAGUGAAUAACCCUGUUAUGACUUGUUAGCUACUGACAGACCAGUGACUGAGGGAAAACAUGAAAAAUCAAUGUCCUCUUUUUGUACCAUUGAUAUUUCAAUGGAAAUAUAAUUCAUGAUCCACAGAUUUGUACUCUCUCACAUAUUUUCUCUAAGCAAAUUGCCAUUGCUCGUGAAGGAGACCUUCUGACCAAAGAGAGAUUGUGUUGUGGCCUUUCCAUGUUUGAAGUCAUCCUGACUCGAAUCCGCAGCUACCUGCAGGACCCCAUCUGGCGAGGACCACCCCCCACCAAUGGCGUAAUGCAUGUGGAUGAAUGUGUAGAGUUUCACCGGCUCUGGAGUGCCAUGCAGUUUGUAUAUUGCAUCCCUGUGGGAACCAACGAGUUUACAGCGGAGUGAGUCAGUGGUCUUUUUGUGAUAUCGUGCAUGCAUCACUUGAAUAUUAUGCAGACAAAUAAUUUUCUGUUUCAUUUUAUUUUUGUUUAAUUUCAUUAACUUAUGCUUGUUUACUUCAGCAAUGCUGUUCCAUGCAUUAAGCAUUUAUGUGUUUUUCUCUACCUUAUGCGAAAAGCUCAACUUAUUCAGCAGUAAAAAGAUAUAUUGUAUCAUAAUAGUUAAUAUAGUCAAAGUCAGUAGCCUUUUGAAUAUUGGUAAGACUCAUAUAAUACGCUUUUUAUUUUGAUAUUUGUAUUGUUAAACUCAGUUUCUUCUUUCAACAAUUCAUUUACUUUUUUUCUUUCUAGUACCUGAUUACUAGGCCACUGCUAUUCCUUCACUAUACGUUUUGUUCUGUUACGUAUUCAUUAUUUUACAUUCAUUCUUCUAUAAGUUAAUGCAUUUCUUGGCACUUUUUUCUGUUACCUCCUCUGCAGGCAGUGCUUUGGUGACGGGUUAAACUGGGCAGGUUGCGCCAUCAUUGUACUUCUGGGACAACAGCGCCGCUUUGAUCUCUUUGACUUCUGCUACCAUCUACUGAAGGUGCAACGCCAGGAUGGGAAAGAUGAAAUCAUAAAGAAUGUGGUGAGUUUGUGCCCUAACUGCAUUGCAACAUUUCUCUUACCAAACACCCUUACCUCUUUGUACUUCUACGAAAGAAAUAGAUAAAGAUAGAUAGAUAGACGGACAGACAGAAAAUCUCUCGAUAAUGAGUUCAAAUAUGUGUGAAAAAUCCAUGAGCAUCUCCAAAAUAGUUUUUGCCACUAUCAUUUCAAGAAAAUAAAAUGUACUUUUGAUGUGUGUACGUGUGAAAAUUGGAAACAUAAAAAAAAUUAGAUGGUUUUUAAGAAGUAAUUCCUGAAACUUUUACAAAUCAAAAAAGAUUAACUCAAUCUCACGAAACAAACCAUAAAUAAAUGUUGUUAUAAAUAUAUAUAUAUAUAUAUAUUGUUAACACAAAGUUAAACAAAAAUCUGUACACCAGUUGAGCCAUAAGACUUGCUUUUCCCUCAGAAAUCACAAAUCUGCAGUGAUAUUACUACAACAAAGGAUUCUGGGUAGGCAUAUGCAAAUUAGUUUAACAAAGAAUCACAUUUUUGCCUCAUUCCAUUUUAAACAUGGAUUCAUUUGAGUCUGUGUUUGCUGUAUAAAACAGCUUUGAAACACAACUUGGGUAAAGAUGCAAAACCAGUGAACCACUCAUGGACAGCUGUUUCAUUGUUAAUGCAAAUCAUCAGCAUGAGGUUGGUAACUGGUUUGCCUGUUGAGGCUUGGUCUUAUGGCUUGACUGUUGUGCAGCUUAUUGUUUAACAUUGUAUUAACUAUCCAGUAACUAAACAGCAACUUUAACGUUCACAGAUUUUCAUUUUUUUUAAUUAAUUUAUUUUUUAGAAACACCCAAUCAAGGCAAAAAUAAUGGGAUUUAGUUACAUUACAUGAUCAUACAUUGCAUAAGCCUGCCACAACGUCAAUGUACCCCAUCUUUGGCAGGUCCUUCUCUAACAGCCUAAUAUCUGCUCUUAUGAUAUUAAUCCACUUGCUUGGGGAAAAAAUCCAUCUGGGGCUCUCUGCAGUACAAGGCUAAACAGGGCCCUGAGAUGAGACACCUGUGACAUAUGUGUGUAUAUAUAUUUUUAUAUAUAUAUAUAUAUAUAUAUAUAUAUAUACACACACACAGUUGUCCUCGGCACUCUUCCUUAAAUAUAUAUUGCCUCGGUGCUACCAGCGUUCAGUAUAUAUCCAUUAAGAGAGGUGCACUCACGGGUCUUUGCAAAGAAAAGUAUCGUUUAUUCACUCACUUGAAAAAGACCCCGAAGGGUCGAAACGUUGGGACAAUUGGAUUAUAUUGAGUGAAUAAACUAUAAUUUUCUUUGCAAAGACCUGUGAGUGCACCUCUCUUAAUGGAUGGAUAUAUAUAUAUAUAUAUAUAUAUAUUUUACUAGGAGGUAAAAAGUACAAGUGAAAAAGAUUUCCCCAAAGUGCAAUAAAGUAGAAACAUAAUUUGACUUAUCUAUAAAAAUUGAAAUGUCAAAUUAUACAAAAUAUUUCAUUUAAAAGCAGUCAUCAAUAACAUCCAUGGUUAUUAAUUCGAAAUGUCAAAUAACAUGACUUGUGUGCCUUCAAUUAAACCACCUACCAUGUGUAAAAAUUUCCUAGAAAAGUUCACUAAUAAAGCCUAAAUUUAAUAAUAGUUCAUUAAUAUGUUAAUUUGUUUUUACAGCCUCUGAAGAAGAUGGCAGACCGAAUUCGGAAAUACCAGAUUCUAAACAACGAGAUUUUUGCUGUUCUAAACAAAUACAUGAAAUCAGUAGAAAGCGAUAGUUCCACAGUAGAACAUGUUCGUUGCUUCCAGCCACCCAUUCACCAGUCACUGGCCACUACCUGCUGAAUAGCAUGCAAGGACAUAGUGUGAGACGUGGAUCAGUGACAAAUCCCAUGUUGUUGUGGUGCAUGUGUGUUCAGUUGUCACCAUACAGUUACAUGGCCUACGACGACAGAAGCAUCAGGACAGUGAUGGGGCAUAGCCACGUUAAAGGGUGUUGAUUCACCUCUAAGCAGUACUCAGGAGAUUACUGGGAUUAAAAUCAACAUGGCAAGUCUCAUAAAUGUGAUGCAAUCUGCACAGUGACAAUGGUUUUAUAUUGGUUUUAAAGUAUUUUAAGUAUUUUGCUCUACAACGGGCAUUAGCCCAGUGCUCUUGAACCUUACCGGGAACAAUCUGUGUCAUACCGGGAAUUAGGUGUAUGGCUGACUUCAAAACUUCCAUCCCCAUACAUUUGUUCUAUAUUCCUAUUUAUUGUAACUCUGUACUAUGUUGUGUUUUUUUCUGCUCACAGAGAAUCUUGCCAUUUAACCCAGGGUGGCGAUCAAUCCAAGGUGAUCCUAAGAACAUUUAUUAUAGAUGUCAUUAUUAUCCGCCCCAAAAGAGAAGCUAAGAUAAUAUAUUUUGAGGCAGAAAGGAUACUUGAACAGGUUGUGGUAUAGGAGAAGCUAUAUGACACAUACAAACCCUUCGACCCUUUAAAAAGAGCAAAUAUAUAUUGAACGUCAUUGAAAAUUAUAGCUCUGGUUUUAUGUAUUCUUACUGAGUGUAUACAUUCAAUGCCCAGCUGCGCACAUCGGCAAAAAUUAUCCAAAAUAAAUUAAAACAACCACCAUCAAAUUUUAUAUAUUUCUAUUGGAAACCUAUAAUUGAGAUAAGUUAUCAAAUAGUGGCAUUUCAUUUUACUGUACAUCUCAUAACUUCAAUUGUGUAAUUUAUCAUUAUUUGAUGUAAUAUUUAUACUAUAUAAUUCAGAUCCCUUAAUGCACAUACAAUAAUAAGGGUUACUCUGUAUUGCAAUCUGUAAAUUUGGCAAGGAGUUGCAGUUUUAUUCACCAAACAUUCAAUUGUGGGAAAUUGAACAUUCAGUCUGGAAAAUUAGGGUCAAAAUGGACUGUUUUGACCUGAAUUAUGCAUAUUGAGUUUUCAGUGUUUAUCACGCCAGUUAGAAUAAAAAUUUUAAUCAACAGCUCAUUCUAAAAUCUCCUAAAUAGUUUUUGGGUUGAAAUGUCAAACCAUAAUUGAUUACUAAGAAGUGGUACUGUACUAGUGGAAAAUGCAGAGAACGGAAAAGGGAACCCAGUAUUGUAUUCAAAUUGAAGUUUUGGAUUUAAUAUUAAUUAAUAAAGGUACACAUUAUGGAAACUUUUUCUUUCUUCAGUUUCCCUCAGUUCCAUGUAUAAUCUAAAUGUAUUUGCUAAAAAGGUGCAUAAAGUUUCAAAUGGAAUGGCAAAAAAAAACUUGCAUUUCUCUUGUCCCCAGAUAUGAAGUGAGACUAGCUUUGACCAAUUUCUGGGUAUAUUGCUCUUUCUAUUUAAGACCCUAUGAUUUUUGAUGGAUCUAUGUAAAUAACCCUGAUAUUGUCAUUUAAUAAAUUGACAUGUUAAAAAUGA